Messenger RNA from Pocillopora meandrina, 67533 nucleotides. The record is from the annotation of a GenBank genome assembly. Lineage: Eukaryota; Metazoa; Cnidaria; Anthozoa; Scleractinia; Pocilloporidae.
AUGCACUCAUCAGGGAUAGGAGGUGGAGGAGUGAUGUUACUGUACAAUCAAACAUUAAAGAAAGCCACAGUCAUCGACUUCAGAGAAACUGCCCCAGCUACAGCCUACUGGAAUAUGUUCAAGGAUAGGGAGGAAAAAUCCAGGAAAGGUCUGUUCUUUUGCUUUUGCAUGAUUUUGUUGUGAAUCCAUAUAUACAAUUGCUCACCGAAGUGGAGGUGAAAAACUGUUUCAGUAUAUACCACACAGAUUAAAAAAAAAGGCUAAAAAUAUACCAAAAUAUGUUCGGAAGUUAAACUCUUGACCCGAGAUUUUUUUCUCUUGGGCUGCGUGGAGGUGAAUAGUACUUGCUAUUCACUUUCGGGCCAGCCAAUGAGCGCGCGCGUAAAACUUUGUUCACUUUUGGUAUAUACUACUUUUUAAUUAUUGCUUAUUCCGCUUUAAUAGAUUAAUUCACAUGUUCCCCAAUUCAGUUUAUUAUGAAUUUGGAUAUAACGUGCGCGGUCAUUGGUUGAAAGAGCGUGCUCUAUGAGAGUAUAGAGCAUAGAGCUGAUCUAAAGCUGUCACGCCAUCUUCCAAAUUGUACUAUGUCUGACCUUUUCCGGAACUUUUCCCUAGUCUUUUUUUCUAUACUUGAAAGUGAAAUUUCGGAAUAGGCAAGUCGGCAAAUAGCAUUAGAACAACCAAAAAAAAGGUAUGUAAACAUGCCAAGCGCCGUAAUCGACAUUAUUAUUAUGUUAGCAGAGACAAAAAUCCUCAAAAAGAAAACGAAAUGAACUGCAGUCCGAGUAUUGAGGGUUUUCACACUCAGUUAGAUUGCAAGCUUACGAACGGUAAUAAAAAUCAAACACAGCUAACACUCGUGUGGUUUAUAUGGUUUCGUAUGAUGGAAAAAUAUACCCAAAGUGGCAUAACUGUUAAAUUCAUACUAAUCAUGACGGUGUCAGAGCGAUCAUGCUGAGAUCCAACGCAGCUAGCUCAUCAUGGCGAUCUCCGGUCAUCGCAGUGAAGCAAGCCUCAGAAAUUACAUUAGCCGCCCUUCGAGUGAACAACUAAGAGCUUGCCAAGAUGUCCUUUCCGAUGCGUUGAGUGGAAGACCACACCAGUCACUGCAGCCGAUCGGCUCGCGAGUAUUGCGGCUCUGUCAUUCCCAGCAAUCUUCAUGUUCUGGUGUUUCUGCUGUCGUUCAUUCAUAAAACACUCGCCUUGAGCAGUUUGUUUUCUAAUUGUCAUGUGAAAAAAACUUGCGUGUUAUUAUGAGCCACAAUUUGGCUAGAUUUCACUGAACUUUUUACCACCACAUUAUGUAUUAGAGACCAAAAAACUUCAAGCAAAAGUGUCAGAUUCGAGCAGCCAAAUUAAAGUUCAGAGUAGUGCUCAAGAAGUGAGACUUUGUGCUCUGACCGCUUCCUGCGUGCUUUACAACAGAGCAGAGCACAGUCAAGGCUUCUCUAUUUGUUAAAUAUCUCAAUGUUGCUAAUUAAACAAAGCAAAGUUUUGGACUUCAUGACAAUACUUUAAAUCUUGCAAGAAAAUAGGCGUAUUAAACUAAGUGUUUAAAUACCUCGUCUGUUAUGUUUAUUAAUGUCUUACUAGGAAAAUACCCUCACUACACAGACAGCACCAACGAAUUGACGAACUAUAUUUUUAAGAAAACCCGCAAAAACGCCAGCCUAACAAGCUUCAAAUUCAGGUGGUCUGUCUAUCGCUGUUCCCGGCGAGGUGCGCGGUCAGUUCCAGGCUUGGCAACUAUAUGGUCGGUUACCAUGGAAACACCUUGUUCAACCCGCCAUCGAUUUGGCCAAAGAUGGGUUUAAAGUAUCAAAGGCAUUGGAUGAUGUACUAAAAACGACAGAAAACAUCACUGAAGAAAUUAGAAAUGACCCAGGCUUAAGGUGAGAAAUAUUCAUAACUGCUAUGUGACAAAGACAAUUUGUAAAUACGAAAACGGUGGAUAGUGUUAAAGGCGCACUCUGAUUGGCUACUCAAACUCUGAAUAUGCUUUAUUAUUCACCUCCAAGCAUGUUCCCGAAAAUGUUGUAAGCGUUGUAGGAAUAAGUAAUUUAAAAUCAUCUUUUUGUGCUAUAUUAUCUCACUGUUUUAGUACAUGGUAAAUAGCCCUAGAUAUGGAAUUUCUCUUCAAGCGUUCAACUUGAUAGCUCGCGAGUGAAAUGUCGAGUUGAACACGAGAAGACGAAUUCCAUAUCUACAAGCAACCAUGUAUUAUUUUGUUUAUCGUGUAAACACAAUAGCCCUUCACUGACAAGAAAAGUCAACUACUUAACGAAUGAAAAUAAAAGGAUCAACAAUCCCCGAAUAAAAAUUGUAAAGUGCGUGGGCGCUAAGGUUCAAGAUGAAAAAUAUGUUAAAUCAUUAGUAUUACAAAAACUACAACGGGCGUAAUUUCCAAUAUAAAAAAUUCUUAGUUAUUGACUUUUUCCUUACCGACAGAGGAAAUCUUUCAGGUACACGGCUAAAGCGGCCUGUGGCAAAUCUUUCAGUUGUCGCUUUUCGUUCUCAGCCGCGAGAAAUGCCAUUACCAAAGCCACUGAAUACGCCGGUAACUUUCCCGUAUUUUGAUUUUCUUCCCCUUCUAGAAAAUUUUGAACGUCACUGUCGGUAAGUGAUACGAAUUUUUUAGUUUUUUAUCGGUCAAAAUCCGAGAAAAUUCCGAAAAACAGCCACGGAUUGAGAAUUGUAAAGGCCUUGCUGUUCAUUCAUCAAACUGACCGAGUGGCGCGAAAGGCGAGUGAAAAAAUAUCGUAUUAUUUCACGUGAGUUGUUACGGCUUUUCUCAGUGCUGGAAAUCCUUGUAUAACAUUAUAGUUUAUGUGAUAAUGAACAAAUUUUCACCUCAGUGGCAGUGGCUGGUGGCGGAUAUUUACCACCACUAGCCACCUCCCCUUCGGUGAACAGUAGUUUGAUACCAGAGAAGUCUUCUAUGCGAAGAUUAUUCCCUCAGAGCGACCGAUCUUUGUUCACAUGCAGCUGGAUAAUGUGAUAAUUUACGUCAUUGAGUUUUAAAUUUUUUCAGUGAACUGCUCCUGGUUGAUAAUAAAACGCUUGUUAAGAAAGGAGACGUCAUUAAGAAUGAAAAGUACGCAACGACCCUGGAAAGAGUGCGUGACGAUCCAGAAUCUUUUUACAAUGGAACACUUGCCAGAGACAUUAUUCGUGAUUUGAAGAAAGUCAACGGGAAGGUGACUGACAAUGAUUUAAGAGAUUACUGGCCGAUCACGAGAGAGCCAUACCAGGGAGAACUCUCGGGCAUGAAAAUGUACCUGACCCCACCCCCAGCAGGUGGCGCCGUGCUAGGGCUCAUCUUGAACAUUUUGCAAGGUAGGAGUUCUCGUCACUGUGAUCAAUAUAGCACAUAUGGCACAUAUAGCUCCCCUUCCUUGUGCACACACUCCUCUUCACGCUCAAAAAACAAAAAGAGACUAGUCCUUCAUUAUCGCCUGAAAGGGGAGGGGGGGGGAUUGUGUGGAGGAUUUUUAUUGCGUCACGAUGAAAUUUACCUGAUCCCCCAGUAACAUUCUUAGGAUCACCACACCGGCGUCCCCCCUUUUAAGGUCUGGUGCGGCAUGUUUGUUGGGUAUUUCUUGUUGGAGCGUGUUAUGUUUGAAUUUGCUGACAAAGUCAUUUUAAUUAGACGAAACCGGUGGGAAUUAAAAAGAAAGAUGAGUCGCCAACAUUGUUUGUUGCGUACUACUCAGAGAAGUGUAAUUUUUUUUCUUUUUGUUUUUAAUGUAGGAUACAAUAUGACGUCGUCAGCCUUUAAAGACAAGAAAUCCUCUGUGCUUACGUAUCACCGAAUCAUUGAAGCCUUUAAGUUCAGUUAUGCAUGGCGCAGUCUGCUUGGAGAUCCAAAGUUCAAUUCAAACAUCCGGGUAGGUGGAAAUAAUUCAGUGUAAACAAAUUACGUCAGUUUUAUUACAUUUUCUGUAAGGAUAUACUAUCAGAAGGCUCUAAUAGACAAACUGUGCUUGCAUAAUUUUGGUAUAAUUUGAAAAACGAGCAUAAUUUUUGCUUUUUUGAGAAAGCAACUGCUAGCAUAAUCAGCAUCUUUUCUGUAUUUUUCGACGAGAGCAUUACUAGAUUCACAGCUGCAUUUUUUUGCACGAUUAAUUAUUUUCAAGUUCGGCCAAUGGUUCAGUCUAUUUCCAAUUUUGCAACGUCUGCGGGGAAGAAAACAAUCGCAGUACUUAGUAAUUCGUCGUAUAAAGGACUGGGCACGCCGGAAGUGAAAAAUGCGUCUGUCCUAGUUUCCGCUUCCACAGGCAACAAAAUCACGGGCGUCGAAGACGUUGCCAGCCCUUAGCGAUCACACAAGAUAGUUGUCUCUUUAUUGGAGUUCGAAUUGCGUACAAAGACACUCAAAAGAAACCAACUUCAAGUUGAAAAAUAUAUUUAAAUUUGCUUCAUUUUGUUGCGAUAGGGCGCAUUUUACCUUCAAGCAAGACUGAGUGAACGCUAUUUUAAAACAAGCCAUUCAAAGGGCGAAUGGAAAAACAAGAAUUCAAAGAAGCCAACGAUAACUGUUAACGCAUAUGGCCGACCCCAUGAGGAAAAACGAGGGUAACCAAACCUGAUUACAUUUUUUCCGGGGACAAUGAGGUUCUUCCUUGAUUAAGCUUUGCGUUAAGUUGGUCGAGGAAGUGGCGGCACCUUUAGAAGUAUUCUUAGAUCAUAGCGAGGCAAUCGGCAGCAAUUGCGGAUUGUCUAAUUCAAAAUUCGCAUGACAAAUUUGAGUCUGAUCAACAAAACAUUAGCUGAAUGUUAUGAAAAUUUGCUGAUAUUUCAGAAAAGAGCAUUACAGAUGCUGGAUCCAAAAACAGGCAAUCGCCUACGUAACAAAAUACGAGAUGACGAGACCCACAAAGAUGUAAGGUAUUACGCGGAUUUCUUUUCGAAUGCUGAUUACGGUACCACCCACGUGGCUGUUCUGGCCCCAGAUGGAGACGCAGUUUCCGUGACAUCUUCUAUCAACAAGAGGUGAGUUUAGAACUAAUCAAUAUCGGAUGAACGGCUUAAACCUGAGCCUGCUUAGCUGGUAGUUUUGUGUUUGCUUGGAAGUCAGGGUGAAGGAGGUACAAAAAUGAGCAGGGAAGCCACAAGGGGCCUAGGAUGAAAAUUAUGUGGGAGUUGAGGCCGGAUUCUUUCCUUUUACGCUAAAAGCUUAAUUCCGUUUUCAAAAUUAAACCUCAAUUAAAUUGCCGCAAAAUUUUUAUAACAGCAAUAAAUUUUGACACAAGAUACUAACUCCAUCUUUUUAUCGCAUCGAGGCAGCUUAUAAAUGUUCAUGAAGUACGGACGCAAAAAGAGAGGGGGAACUGAGUAGUAAGUCCUAUGACCACGCAUUAUUUGUGUGUUUAAUAAUAGGUUCGGUGCUAAAUAUCGAUCCACUACCACAGGGAUCAUUUACAACAAUGAGAUGGCAGAUUUUGAUAUUUAUGGUCAAGACAAAGUGAAUGACAUUUCUCCUUCACCAUUCAAUUUUCCUGGGCCAGGCAAGCGACCGUUCUCCUCCACGUGUCCCACCAUUUUAACUGAUAACGACGGAGUUGUGCGACUUGUAAUCGGUGCUUCUGGCGGGAAAAUGAUAACCACUGCUGUGUCACAAGUACGUCUAAUCAUUUCAUUCUAAGUUCUUCGGCUCUAAAGAUUUUAUAGCUAAGCUAAUAAGCAUUUUGUGGGCUGUAUAUACCCCAUCGGGGGCGUAACCAUGAUGUUACCCCCCCCCACCACCGGCUACGUCCUUGCUCGUGCUUUACUCUUUGCUCAGAGAGCUAACAAAAGCUUAGAAACACACUAAUUUUUCAGUGGGUCGAAGUGUGUACAAAAUCCGUCCCCCUUCUCCAAGGCGGACUCACACUGCCUCUGUGGUACAUAUUGAUACCAAGGAGGCUUGCAAUUAUUUUUGCACCUGCAGGUCUUAAUGAACAAACUCUGGUUUGGAGAUGACUUGUCUAAGGCGGUAAACAAACCCCGAUUGUACUCACAACUGGUGCCUGAUCAGAGGGUAUUUUAUGAAAACAAUAAGGACUAUCGCAUUGACAAGUACGUAAUAAAAGGCUUAGCACAAAGAGGUCACAACGUCACUGGCUGUGAUUUGUUUGCUGUGGUGCAGGCGAUUUCUAAGGAACCUAUGGGAAUAUAUGCCAAGUCUGACCCGAGAAAGCAUGGUGAACCCGCGGGUCAAUAGAAGUACGGUCCCGAGACACUUGCCCAAUCAAAACUCGCUUUUAAACGCUAUCCAAUGUAGUAACACCUUAUUUUCCAUAGAUGAGCAGAAAAAUGCUAUGAGGCUUAGAGUUAUUGAAUGAUGACGCUUCACAAGGAUAGAAGAUACAUUUUCCUUUCCUUUUCUACAGCAGUUCUCCGGCAUCUUUUGUCGAAAUUAUAGCGUUUAUUGUUAGAAUUUGAAAACGAUUUAUGAUCCUUGUUGAUAAGAUCCUUUGAUAUCGUUCUCUGAUUUAAGGUGCGUUAAAUGAAAUAGACAGAAGCGUUGAAUUCAUCCGUCAUUUUUCGCUGAUUUAAUUUCCUUAGAAUUUUCAUUUAAUUAUGUUCGACUCAGCUCAGCAUGGAAGAGUAGAAUUGCUUUGCUUAGAUACCACAUACACGCUAUAGAUUUAAUAUAAUAAAACGAGGUCACAACGUCACUGGCAGUGAUUUUUUCGCCGUGGUGCAGGCAAUUUUUAGGGAAUAGGAACGAAAUUUAUAUGUCAAGUCUGACCUGAGAAAGCAUGGUGCGCCCGCGGAAGAAAAGGAAUUUUGUCCCGAUACAUUCGUCUGUUUAUUCGGCAGAAUCUUAACUCGCUUUAAAACGCUAUAUUGCAUGAAAACGGCAUUUUUGCAAUUGUUUAUAGACCACAGUCAUUUUCAUUGAAAAAAGAGAUGCUUAUUGGCCCAAUUAACUGGAUAACUGAACAAUUUUUAAAUGGAUAAGUGUUAGCAAAACAAACUUCGCAUUGCUUCGAAUAUAAAUAGCCAUAUCGAGAUUAUUUCUAGACUCCACCAGUAUCUCUGCAAAACACAGCGAUUCAAGAAAACAUUUCUACUAACAAUACCACUGCUUGUAGCUAGUAGGUAAAACUUCAGCAAUUGCUAAAGGUAAAUAUCAUAUGCACUUAAUGUAUGGUCCUGAGGGAAACAGUUCGUUUGUUUUCCCUCGAGUCCUGAUGUUUCCCGAGAGGAAGUCCAGGGAAACAUCAGGACUCGAGGAAGAAGAAAACUAACUAGUUUCCUGAGGGACCAUACAUUAAGUGCUUUGUUAUAUAUUUAGACUUUCUCUUAAACAAUCACAUGGCAAAAACAAACAAACGCGCUGUUGUAUUCGGCACGCGGGCAAUAAAUGCGCAAUUGUAUCCCAGUCGGGAGACAUUUCAACUUGAUCAGGAGCACGUGACCAAGAAUCAAUCAAUCACAUUGCUCAUUUUAUUGAGUUAAACCCUAAGGAAUUACAAUAUUUCAUGUUCCUCUCUGUAAAGGCUGAUGAAAUUGCACCUCAUGUAGCUAACCACACAAUGCAAAACACAUCAUGGAGAGCAGUACCGAGAGUAGGUUUGAUUACAGAAUGGCUUAUCUUGAAAUCAAACAACAUAACACAGAAGCAGACAAACUCUUCAAGAUUAACACGUUCCAUGCAUUUUUGAGAAGUCUGCCCAGAAGAGAGAGUUAGUUGAUCCAAUACUAAAUUCCCUUAGCUAACAUUAUAAGAAUUGUAUGGUUGAAAGUAAGGAGAAUAACAGAUUUGAUCUGGGAGUUAAAGGGUUAAAUUAACAUAAAUUCUUCAAUCGCCAACAAAAAAAAAUUAGCCUUGCAAAUUGGAUCCCAUUUCCCAAGGCAGCUACAUACUAGAGUAAGCCGGAAACUGUGUUGGGUUACCCCCUAACCUGGAUGAUUAUGUCCUACAGUCUCGUUGAAAUUAUUUGAACAUAGUUUGGAAAACAUCGAGAAUGCUAGCUGCAUAGUAUACUACAUUUACUAACACAGUCUAUAAGGGCCUAAACCCAGAUGAAACACUUCUAGAGAGUUCAACGGACAGGAAGAAAAAUUUGUUACUUAUUUGCUAGCGACUGAUGAGAUUGUGUUUGGGAGGGUCACAUCAUCACAGUGGCGGGCAGUUUAAGAAAAGAUCGCGUCUCAUCCGCCUUCUCAUAUUCGACAGGACUCAGGAGGAACCGAGAAGGGAUCAUGAUCAGUUGUCACCAACAGAGUAUGGGGUGGAAACUAUAGGAAAUUGACUGCCAGUAAUGGGGAAGGAGGGGAGGGGGGUCAUAAGAACAUAACAGAGCGCUAGGUGGGGGAGGAUCAGCUAAAUAUUAUCUUGAUGCAACAAAUUCCUUCAGCCGCCCCAGGGUAAAAUAAUGGCUGCUCCCUUCUUUCUAAAAAUAAAGUUGCCUUUCUUCUAAACCUCCACCACCGUUUAUCCUUAUGCCUCAACUGGUUAACCUUUCCUCUCCUUGGAUCAGUACUUUAAUCCGGCCAAGUGGAGACCUGCCCUACGUGUAUCCGCACCCUCCCCCUCCUCCAGGUGAAACGGAGGGGGAGGGUGUGGCUACACGUAGGAUAAUGGAGCCCAUGCAUUUCUUUUUUUGCCCGUCUAUGAGAGUUAGGAGUGAUGUAGAGACAAUGUACCCGAUAUGAAAGUUCUCUUGUUCUCAUUGAUUUUCUGCCAUCCAGUGUGUUACAGUUUUGUCGAUAAUGCAAAAUUUUUUUCUCUCAUGGAGAGGGUUCAAUAACGGACCUGUCGACGUCAUUAUUUAUUGCCUGAGGCUUAUGAUAUUUUCUUCAAAAUUGUCAAUUGCAAUCUCCAUUAUCCUGGUCCCAUUUUAGUUUGUGUUUGUCUCUGUAGUUUUUACUUUGCCAACAACAAAUUAGUGAUUUAAUCGAAUCGUGAACUAAAAGGCUAUUUCAAACAACAGCUCUCCCACCCGCUCUCCCCUCCAGAUUCUCUAAGCAAACGUCAAUCAAAAAUCACUGAAGAAUUGGCUUGCCGGUGUUACAAAGAAAUGUAUGGAAGCAAAAAUAGAAUCUCGUACAAUGGUUAUUUAAGUAGAUCCAAUUCUAAGUGCCGACCUCUCAUUGAUAAAUAAUAUGCAAUUGAAUUCCGAGGCAAAGGUUUUAUUGAUAAUGUGGUUUACUAUUGUGGCCGCCAAGAAGAUCGUUAAAGAACAAGGGUUACUGUCUGUACUUCGACUCUCAUUUCAUCAAAUUACAUUAAUUUACCUUCACUUUAGAGAUAUAACACUACCGGUGUCUUUCAUGCCUCCAUUGGUGCCGACCGCUUAAAAAUUUCUUCAGUUUACGAUCUUUUAAAACACGUAACGUAGAGCCUUUUCUGAUAAAAUAGAAGGCCAUAAAAUAAAAACCAAAAAAGGGUAUUUUUACGGAUCGAUUUAGCUUCAUUUGGGCUCGCAGAUUCCCCGUACGACGCUAAAAAAUGGAUACUUUCCACCGCUCUUCUUGUCGAGAAAGUCUCCCAUGUUUACUACGUCUAUUACAGCUUAGUAACCAAGCUUUUACCGCUGCUUUAAAAAACAUGCUGGCUCAGUAAAGCGUCAAUUUUGCGCCAAAUUUCAAAUAACAAACCUUGUACCAAUGUAAGUUCCAGUCUUAUGUUUUGUUUGAUUUCGAGAAGAAAGCCCUAGAGUUUCAGCUUAACCUCACAAAAUCUCCUCUGUCUUACAUAAAACAGCAACAAGUAUAUGAUUAUGAUAUAGCUCAGGUUAUAUACACUCUUACCCCAUUCUUAUGGAAUGGCAUAAGCUUAGCUCUGACAAGAAAGGCCUAAAGAAGUUCUUGCCAGCAAAACUUGAAGAGAUAGAUGUCCUCUUCCCAGAAACUAAAGAAACUGUAAUAAAACUCUGGAAAGAUUUUUAUGCAUUUUACAAUUUAAUCAAUUCUGAUUCUACUACUAAUGACUUCUACCUUGAUAUUUUUCAGAAUUCUUAAGACUUUGUACACUUGUUCUGUUCAAUCAGUGGUUUCAGAAUAGGCUAUGCAAAGAAAAGAGUUACUCACUACAUGCAUGCACUAGUAUAUCAUGUUCCAAUGUUUAUCAAAAUUUUAAAUAACUUCAGACAGUUCACUGGACAAGGCACUGAAAAAAACAAUGAUGAUGCUAAGAAGAUAUAUCUUCAAAAUUCAGAUAAGUGGGAUGCUGUUUGGGAUGUUCCUCUUCUGGAACACAGGCAAGAGGCCCUAAAGCACCGCAAUAGAUAGAAAAGGACAUACAACAUAAGAAAUGCAGUUUACUGGGAAGAUGGCAUCAAUGAAACAUGGAAAAAGUAAAUAAGAGCAUGCUUGAGAGAACUCCUAGCAAACCAUAAAGAAGCUGAAGUACCAGAAAGCAAUUUAAUUGAGGAGGAAUACGACAGAAUGACUGUCAAUUGGAUAAGACAGGAAAUAAAAACUAAACAUUUUACAGCACCUGGGAUUGCAAGGAUGAAAAAGUGUGUAAUAUGUAAAUUAUUUUCAUCUGUAUUUUAAUAUGUAAAUAACUUUCAUCUGUAGUUUAAUAUGUAAAUAAUUUCAUCUGUAGUUUAAUAUGUAAAUAAUUUUCAUCUGUAUUUUAAUAUGUAAAUAACUUUCAUCUGUAGUUUAAUAUGUAAAUAAUUUUCAUCUGUAUUUCAAUUCCUUGAAAAGAAUACUUAAACUUCUACCUGUUUGCUUGUACAUGUAUACAUACAUAUAUAUAUAUAUAUAUAUAUAUAUAUAUAUAUAUAUUUUCAAAAAUAAUUAUUACCGUCAGAAAAUGGAUUGUAUUCAUACAUGACAGAUUAUUAUGUUCGCCUACCCUAAAGAAAAUUAAAUUUUUGUGGAAUUUCAUGCUAUUCUGUUGAAAUAUAACACAACUUUCUCAACUGGAAAAUUUGGCACUAAUUUGAUUUGACCACUACAUGAGAUGAAUCGCUUUUUUGAAUAAGUAGGAGAAGUUUUAAGCUUAAAAGGAAAGUCAACUGCUAUUCCUUCUCCAAGUUCAUUUAUAAUGAAUAAUACCACAUACAUGAAGGAAGCUCUAGGCGAGAAAAAUCGUCUUUUUUAUAGAGCAUGCUAGCUCCAUUGUGUGCUUUUUUUACUUUUUCCUCUAAUAACAUAUCUAACAAUAUCAUGAUCCACUCUCAACUCAGAGGGAUAAUUAACUUUGAUUGCAUUCGACUUCAGGAUAGAUAGGAUGCCUUCCAUAAACAAAGCUGACACACUCUGUAACCUUUCCACGGAGACAGGAGGGUUGCUGUAUAAGGUCCUAUAGGAUUGUUAAUUAAAAGAACGCAUCAGCUUUGUGUGGACCCAAGCUGCAUGCAUGGAGGAUUAUUUCUCGCACUUUCCGAAAACAAACUUAAUCUAGUACCUGAUAAGCUGCUCACUCAAAUGAGCUGAAGGUUCUCAUGUGCUGGUACAAAGAGUCCAAUUCUUCCAUUUCACGAGAAACUCAAAGUCCUGAAAUUGGUAAAAAAUAUACUCAGUUUAUUUAUAAAAUUGACUUCAACUAUGAUAUUUUUCUCAACUAUAACAUUUUUGUAUCUACUGUUCGAACAUUUCAUACCUCGUUCUUCGAUCUUCUCCGGAUAAUCAGUCUCUCGACCAAAUAAACUUUAUAUCUUCUAUUAUAUUUUCUUCUUGUUUUAAAAUGUACUUCGAAAUCUACGGUGGAAAGAGUAUUUCACGCCUUGUAAUCGACUGGAACUCCGAGCCGUAUUGAAAUGAAACAUGAAAUCUGACCUUAAAGUGCAUGCGUUCUAGUACUUGACGAAACCACUGACCGAAUUCCCCGCGGGAGUAAGAUUUCCCUGUUUUCAAUCACUGUAAAAAUCGAACUCGAGUUUUAUACUUCCUUGCAACGCCUAAGACGCGUUUUCGUCGCAAAAUGAUAAGCGAUAGACGGUAAGUAUAAUGUUUACCUCAGUAUUCUGUAUAUGCAAUGUUCAAUGUGCAGUCUCUGUUGUAAUGAACUUACAUACAAAGACCUAAGUUUGGAAACUUAUAGAUUCACAUUGAUUCACUUUCUGCGAAACGUCCAAAUCUAUUUACCUCAAAUAUGCAGCCUGCGAUGACACGGAAUACCACAAAAGAUAAAUGUGUAAUAUCGUACAACUUGAAUGUGUCUCGAAAUUUAAGUAUCUGCUUCAUGAGUAGUCGAUGCAAUCGAUCGGUUUUCUGCUAAAUCGCGUUACACCACGUGGUUUUCCCAGAAAACUUCAAUCCCUUCGACAUAUUUAUCAUGUUCCUUCAUAUCGCUUUGACAAUUUCGAUUGUAACUGCGGUUAUCAGAGAUUAUUCGAAGUUAAAUGGGUUUAAACUGUUUACCGCGAUAACUCGCAAAUAAAAUCAACCAAAACGUUAUUAUAAAAAGCAAUUAAAAUUAGCCUUUAUAUCACUUGUUAGGUAAAUCUUUUAACUAACAUGUAGCUGAGUGGUAUUUUUUCUCUUCACUAUUUCAAAACGUAUUGAGACGUUUGUUUCCAGGUCAUAUAACAGAAAUCCCGAGAUUUUCAAGAAAUGUUUUCAAAUCUUAGCCAUGAUGUGCAUUAAUCUGUGCGUACCUUGACCCACGGAAGAAAAAUCAGAUGCAUAUUCAUAUUUUAAUUUCAAAACAAAGCAACUCUCGUGGAAACUGUCGUUCCGUUUGCGUGACAAAAAUCACAAAUGUGACGCAUUCAUUAGGGACUUUCUUCCGACUAGAAGUCUGUGAUAAACAACUAUCUUGUGCUGAACGCCAAUCGUUCUUCAGAUUUUCUCAGAACAGAGUGAUUCUUAAUUUUAUAAAAAACAAAACAAAGCAAAAGCACAAUUACCUAGGUUAGUAUUCUUCAAUAAAAGAAUACCAAAGUGUAUAAUUUAGAUUAAUUUCAAAACUAACAUUAUAAGACUCAAAACUACACGGGAUAGACUUUGAAUCAUGCCGAUAUUCUAUUCAGCAUUCUAGAUAUACACGCACUAUUUGAUUUUUACAGUUCACUAUGUUCUCGGAGGAGUAAAUCGGAGGAGGAGUAAAGUUAUGGAAUCCCCAAUGAAAGGGUUCCCAAAUCUCCCUAAAAAUAGUGGGUUAAUUUGGGGAAAGGAAUUGUGUGUAUAGCAAGUGUACUGAGUAAGUGUAAAAUGAUGAAAAACAAAAAUGUUAGUUGUUGAGUAGAGCAGUACCAUUAAGCAGUCCAAAAAUAAAAUGAUUAGGUGAUGAAACGGCGCUAACGUUGAGGGACCAUCAGACUGCAAGGAAGCUAUGUCAACCACAAGGCAGCGUCAAAAUACUAAUCAUUAGUUGUUAAACUGUGUACAAUAGCCUUGAGGGACCAAACGACUGCAAGGUAGCCACGUUAACCACAAGGCAGUACCAAAAUUAAUGAAUGGACUUAUUCUUUUUUCGAUGGUUCGUCCUAAAAGUUUAAACCAUGUGACAAAAUCCACAUUUGCUUGGUCUCCAUUAAUGUUCGAAAACAACACAUAAGGAAUAAUUGUGCUGGAAUAACCGUAUUUCAAACUCAGAAAAGCGCUAAACUAAUGAGCGAAAUGGAUCCAAUCGAGGUCGAAGACCACAUAGAAUUAAUGGAAAUAACUCCAAGCUCAGGAAAGCUAACUGACCUACUUUUUUUAAAAAUGCUUCAGAGUCUGAAGGUAACUGCAGAUAUAUUUUCAAGCACCUUUACUCAAAUAUCGGAAUAUAAUGGUUAAACCAAUCAGUCACAACCAUUCUUCCAUCACUAAGAACUGAUGUGGAUAUUGGCUCGGUCUAUACUGCAAAUCAAGUCAGUGACUGUGAAACUCGGACACGGAAUAUACACUUUCCCUGAAGAAUCCAUACAUUUUAUCGAAAACUUUAAUGUCAUUUUUUAUCGGAGUAAAUAAGUCGAGAAAGUUGGUCGAUGCCAGUCAGAAAGCUAAUUAAACAGAGCUCGUGUCCUUUACCUGACCUGUUGUAAUACAUAUUAAUAUCGCCACUCAAUCGAGGUAAAUUAAGAACAAGAGAGAUUGUACAUAUCCCCGGGGGGUAGGGGUACGCGCUUGUAUGGUUAAAGUUUCAGGAGUAUCCGUAAGAAUCAAGCCCGAGUUUUAUACUUCCUUGCAACGCCUAAGACGCGUUUUCGUUGCAAAAUGGAAGCUACGAUAAGCGAUAGACGGUAAGUGUAAUGUUUAUCACAGUAUUCUGUAAAGCAAUGUUCAAUGUGCAGUUUCUGAAGCAAUGAACUUACAUACAAAGACCCAAGUUUGAAAAAUUCUGAAAAGCAUGACACCGCAAUUGGUUCACAUUCUGCGAAAUGUUCGAGUCCGUGAUGACAAGGAAUACCACUUAAGAUAAAUGUCAUAUCCUACAACCUGAAUGUGUCACGAAAUUUAAGUAUCUGCUACAUGAGUAGUCCAUAAAGUUUUCCACUCGAUCGGUUUUCUGCUAAAUCGCGUGAUCUACCACGUGGUUUUCCCAGAAAACUUUAAUCCCUGUGACAUAUUGAUUAUGUUCCUUUAUAUCGCUUUGAUAAUUUCGAUUGUAUCUGCUGUUAGCGGACAUCAUUCGAACUUCAUUGGGUCUAAACUGUUUGCCGCGACAAUUCGCAAAUAAAAUCGACCAGAACGUUAAUUUAAACAGCAACUUAAAUUUGCAUUUAUAUCACUUGAUAAAAAUAUCUUUUAUCUAACAUGUAGCUGAAUAGCAUUUUCUCUCUUCACUAUUUCAAACUGUAUGGUGACGUUUGUUUCCUACACAUAUAUCGGAAAAUAUUACUGUCAGAAGUCCUGAGCUUUUCAAGAAAUGUUCUCAAACCUAAGCCAUGAUGUGCAGUAAUCUACGCGUACCUUGACCCAAGGAAAGAAAUUAGAUGCAUAUUCAAAUUUUAAUUUCACAACAAAACAACUGAACACGUGGAAACCCUCGUUUCGGUUGCGUGACAAAAAUCACAAAUGACACAUUUAUAAAGGGACUUUCUUCCAAUCGAAAAAACACUCGGCUUGUGUAUUUAUCAUUAUAAGGAAGUCUAUGAUAAACGAAUGUCUUGUAGUAAGCGCCACUCGUGCGCCACAAGUGGUCGCUAAUGAGGACGUAUUUUUAUAAUAUACGCUAUAUCGUUCCAACUCUUUUCUUUUGAGGCAAACGUUCACAUUUAGUUUUUAUGCGACUUAAAAAUCAAGUCAAUACUUUAAUCCGACUCUUCUCUUUUUAGCAAAGUCAUAAUAGUCGUGGUUGUGGGCGUGACUUCACUUUUGACGACUGGUAGCAGCCUCCUUGCUAUUUACUUAAAAGGAGAUUUCCCCGACCAAUCAUCUGGGAAAUCAUCUGACAAAUCAUUUGGCGGACCCUACAAAAAUAGAGCGGUUGCCACGGAUACACUGCAGUGCUCCAAAAUCGGAAACGACACCCUAAAAGCUAACGGUUCGGCAGUGGAUUCUGCAAUCGCCAUCAUGUUCUGUUUGGGUGUGGUCAGCAUGCACUCAUCAGGGAUAGGAGGCGGGGGAGUGAUGUUGAUAUAUAAUCAAACAUCAAAGAAUGCCACAGUCAUCGACUUUAGAGAAACUGCCCCAGCCACAGCCGACAAGGACAUGUUUAAGGGCGAUAAAAAUAAAUCCAAAAAAGGUCAGUCAAUUAUGUCCGUAGUUUAAAACACUUUUUUAGUUCGUCGUUAACCUGUUAUUGCUUUAUUAAAACCAAGAUCAUGUUGAUUCUUUGAUUGAUUUUACAAAGUUCAUCGAUAUUUUUAGUUGUUUGGGGUAUGUAAUAUCAAUAAAUGGUGAUAUAUCAGUUUGCAUGUCUUAAUUUUGAAUCCUCCAGUACAAAUGAAAUUUGCUACCUUUACAGUUCAUUCAUCUCACAAACACAAAUUUUCGUUGCUUGGUAUCCACCUCUCAUAUCUGUCUCGUAAACUGGCCAAUCAAGUCUUAUUGAAGAGCACUGUGAAGAACCUUCGCAAGAUUUCCUUGUGAAAUUCAUCGGACCACGGCAAUAAAAGUGUCUCCAUAGAGAUUGUCUUGAGCCACAUAUUUACAAGGAAGGUCUACCGUAGAUAUGCAAAAAGUCUUCUAGACCUUUGUACCUUUCCAAAAUAGACCUUAGUUUAAGUAUAAUCACGAUUAUUCAAGUUAUCUCUAGAAAUUAAAAAAAAAAAAGAUAAAAUCACCCACCAAAUCGUUUUGUCAUUUAAGGUGGUCUGGCUAUCGCUGUUCCCGGUGAAGUGCGCGGUAUGUACGAGGCUUGGAAACGACAUCACCGGUUACCGUGGAAACAACUUGUUCAACCCGCCAUUGAUUUGGCCAGAAAUGGAUUUAACGUAACUGAAGCUGUGGAAGAUGCACUGAAUACGACAGAAGGAAUCCAAAAAGAUAUUGAAAACGACCCGGGAUUGCGGUGAGACUAAUUCAAAAUCUGACUGUAAUGUAAAUCACACGCUCGAUCGUUUAUGUGGUAGUGCAGAUUUAAUUACAGAUAACAAGUACAACUGUUAGGCGCAUUGCAACGACCGUGCUUACAGGAGAGUCAUCACUCAUCACCCGAAGAGGAAGGAGAGUGAAAAGGAUCCCUUUUUUGGGGGGGGGGGAUCACAUGGUUUUCAGGGUGAACAGACGGAGGAUCAGCCGUCACAAACAGAGUACUGUAUAAAUGGAGGAUUACACUCGACUGCUAACUAAUUGCCAACGAUGGGAACGGAUCAAAUCCCUCCUCCCCAAUGACCGAUUCCCGACUCCCUUUGGAAUUAAGCUUCGGAGCAAGGACUUAAAAGGCCCGGGGUUUUAUUUCUCGAAGGGAAGCCAGUUUUUAUUCUUUCUGACAUCUUCAAUUCUUUCACUUUUAAUAUUUCAGUGAGCUGCUCCUUAUUGAUAACAAUACGCUGGUUAAAAAAGGAAAUUCUAUAAGGAACGAAAAGUACGCAAAGACUCUGGAAAGAGUGCGUGACGAUCCUGACUCCUUUUACAGUGGGGCACUUGCCAGAGACAUAUUGCGUGACAUUAAGAAAGUAAAUGGGAGCGUGACUGAAGAAGAUUUAAGGAGUUAUAAGCAGAUUGUAAGAGAGCCAUACCAGAGUAACAUUCAGAAUAUGACAAUGUACCUGACACCACCACCCACAAGUGGCGCUGUGCUGGCACUGAUCUUAAACAUUUUAAGAGGUAGGAGUUGUUGACAAAACGACUAUUCAACUUCCUUAAAAAGAAUACUCUCCUAGAGCACAUGGAAAGUGUCUGCUAAGUGCUUUAAGCAAUCUUCAAAUCAUUGACCACGUUUAUGCCUUUUAUCGCGACCUUAGCUUUACUGGAGCUGAAUGAGAAUAAAAUAAAUACAUGUACAUUAAAAAGCAGUUUUGGUCGACCCAUCAUCUUACAAAAACUUGUUUUAACAUUUUAACUCCCAAAAUCUCAUUAGUAUAUUAUCCUUACUGUCUGCCAUAUAGUUCUUGUAAUGUUAGUUUGGAGAAUUUAGUAUUGGAUCAACUAGAAAUCCUCUAAUUCACAUUUUUCUUUAUUCUCAUCGCUUGUCUGCUUGAUGUUGUAUUGAUAUUGUAAGGAGAAACUCUGUCUUGGUCACUCAUGAGAGUUAAAGGGUUAGUCAGUGUCAAUCUAAGGUGAGUGAUAUUCGUGAAACCAGCCUCCUUUUGUGGAAUGUUUCCAUUGUAGGUUACAACAUGACAUCAUCAGCUCGCGAUGACAAAAACUACACAGUGGAAACGUAUCAUCGAAUCAUUGAAUCUUUUAAGUUCAGUUAUGCGUGGCGCAGUCUGCUUGGAGAUCCCGAUUUUAACUCCACGAUAGAAAAAGUAGGUAACAUGUAACAGGUGAUACAAAAUUGACAUUUCCAUUAAUUUUUUGUCUAACUGGUUGUUUGGUUCACGCUCGUCAAACUACAACCAAAAUGUUCAUAAGUAACAAACCUUUUACAGUUAAUGAUGGAAUGGUACAAAAACACCUUGCUGAAGAACCAACAUGCCCUUUGGACGUCCAAAGCAGAGCUACUUUCAUUCUAGUUCCCUUGUUUUGUUAAUAACAAUCAGCCAAUGACCAUGAUUUUGGUUCUGUGACGAUAAAAUUUACCUGAUCCCCCAUAAUGCACUGUAAUAUUCUUAUGAUCACCCCUUAAUGCUGUUAAUUAGCAGUCAAUAUAAUCCCCCCUUUAUACACUGCUAGCUUCGACUGACCCCCCCUCCGUCCGCCCGAAACACCAUGCGAUCCCCCUAAAAAUCCACCACCCCCCCUAUCCCCCGGCGAUGAAUAAUUACUAGUCUCUAGGGUUAACCCUGUAACUCCUAAGAUCUCAUUAGAAAUUCUCCUUAAUGGCUGCCAUACAGUUCUUGGGAUUUUAUUUUGGAGAAUUUGGUAUUGAAUCAACUUAUAAUCUCCUAAUUGAUAUUCUUCUCUUUUCUCAUCACCUGCCUGCUUGAUAUUGUAUUGAUAUUGUAAGGAGAAAUUCUGUCUUGGUCACUCAUGGGAGUUGAAGGGUUAAUACGCUUCAGGAAAACGUCGGUGACUAAAUUAAAUUCGAUUCACUAAGAGUCUUCUUCUUGAUUCUACUCUGCAUAUCAUUAGCAAGCGCAAGUUUUUUCGAUGCGAUUUUCGAUCCAACCUAAGACUGAAUUAUCGCAAACGGAACAAGUCCAAAUCAUUUUGACCCUAAAUCAAAAACUGCAUUUAACUGUUUGACCCUAAGAAUGACCCUUGAAUCAAACAUUAAGGUCUUAAGAAUAAUGGAAAUGAUCACCAACUAAAGAAGAUUUUUAUUCAUAAACAAAUUCUCCCUGUCAGCACUUUAGGAACUGUGUAGAGAACAGUAUGGAGAAUAUGCAUACUGAUGUUAGGAUGUAGAGGGUUCAAGGAUCAGGUAAUACGUUGCAGUUUUACUUUUAUCUUCAAAGAAAGCAGAAGAAAUGGUAAAACAAAAACUUGGUGAUUCCCUUCGUCAAAAAAUAUGGGAUAACAAGACUUACACAAAUGUAUCGUAUUACGCGGAUUCCUUUUCGAACGCUGAUUACGGUACGACACACGUGGCUGUACUGGACCAAUAUGGAGACGCAGUUUCUGUGACAUCCACUAUCAACAUGAGGUUAGUUGACCUGAAAAGUCCAGUUGGAAUUACGGGUUGCACCAGUGAACCUUGAGUUCACCAUAACUGAGGGCCCGGGACGGGUAGCUUCUCAUGGUUCUUACUUCGACGACAAGAACCACAGGAAACAGCCGCACUCGUAGGUUUUGAAAAUAGUUAGAAUGUGACUAUUGCUUUCGACGCAAUACAACUUUGACACUUGAGUUUUUCGUUACCAUAGUAUAGAGGUAAGGAAAAUUAAGUAGAGCCUGCUGCAGUUGUUAUAAGACGAUGACAACUUGUAUGGUAGCUUUUGAGGAAGAAAACAAAAUUUGAAUUCUUGAAGAAAGAGAGGUAGCUCUGUUAUACCAAACCUGAACCUUGUUUGAAACUCUUCAAGAGAAAUAAAUAAAAAUAUCUGGAAUCCUUCCUCAGUGCUUGUGUGGAUGCUUUCUCCACUUUGUAACGAUUUCAUAAACAGCCCAGAAUUCUCCUUCGUCAUUCUCUUCAUCUCCAAGUAGGUAAACGGGUGCUUCUAGGAUAGCUUUUUUUGCUUAACAAAGCAAAAACAUUCGUACUCGGACUGGUGACUUUGUUUACGAUCCAAGUUGCAAUUUCCGCCUGCACGAUUACGAGAACGGGACACAAGUGCCAUUUCUCGCACGGUCAAAACGCGUUCUCGCAUUCGUCAUCGUUCCCUUACUUAGAGCUCUCUAAAAAUCAUGUCAUGUCCCAACUCGAAAGAUAAGGUGGCUAACACGAGGAUAACCUCAGAGAUCCAUUUCCCAGUUACUUACCUGAAUUUAUUAUCCAACUGUAUAAGUAGUGUGCAGAUAACAUUCGAAUCGAGUACAAAUGUCACCGCUGUUUGGACAGCUGGUUAUUUUGUACAGUAAAACAACUCGUCGUUUUUAUUUUUGCUUGCUUUAGCGAGCUCCAAAAAAUACCGCUCAGUUUCAUAAAAUACUCAGUGAUACCACACACCAAAAUGUCUGAUAUUAGAUACACAUUUUUUUCCAGUUGGAGCUUGAGACUUACAAAAGCGGUUUUGCAAAAUUUUCACUUCAUUGUCCUGUGCUUCUCUAACAGUAAUGAAGUUGCUUUGUUUUGUUUUUUUUCAUCAGGUUUGGCGCUAAAUAUCGAUCCACUGAAACAGGCAUCAUUUACAACAAUGAGAUGGCAGAUUUUGAUAUUCCUGGUCACGAAAUAGUGGAUGGUAUUUCUCCAUCCCCAUUCAAUUUUCCUGAGCCAGGCAAGCGACCGUUCUCUUCCAUGUGUCCCACCAUUUUAACCGAUAACGACGGAAAAGUUCGGCUUGUUAUCGGUGCCUCUGGCGGGAAAAGGAUAACCACAGCUGUGUCACUGGUACGUCUCAUCCUUUUUUUCUACGCUACUUGAAUCUUAGGAUUUGAUUAGUAUAGGUACUCCGCCCAAAUUUAUUCACAGAGAGAAGAGAUCAAGAUAGCAGAGAAACAAAAGGACAAGCACCCUGCAUAUCUUUAUUGUGAACCGGGAAAUCCAGUAAUAAAGUUGUUCUAUUGAUAUGGAUUUUUCAGCCAAAGAAAUGGAGGCGGCCUGAAACAGUAAAUCGGUUUAUGUCUGUAUAUGCAUGAUUGUAGGCGUUGACGAGUUCCUUUCACACGUAAACGGUGCCUAUGUGGAUUUAUUCAUGAACUGUAUCUCUUCACCCGAUGAACGUUUUACUUGAACUAAACGAACUCUCGCUCUUACUACCGCCACUUACUUCUCCAAGUAGCAUUUCCUCCUUUUUCCCUUAAUAAAUCUCGAACCUUGGAUGAUUUUAGAAUCAGUGUACAAUACAACGGAAUUACAAAUACUACUGGAAUAACAAUCACAAACAAAAAUAAUUUCGUCAAGUAUCGAACGUAAAAGAUACAGAACACUUCGUCAUUAAAACUAUACUUUUGUCAGGUAUCUUGACAGUGUUAUUUGACAAAUGUUCACACCUGAACAAUAAAUUUAAAACUGAGGGUAAACUUGUGAUUUAAGGAAAACGAUGAAGGCACUUAUUGAAAAAAUGUACUCACAGGUAAAAAUUGCCUGACAUUUCAAGUUACAAAUGCCGACGGAUACCGUUUCACGCAAUCUCAUCAAGGCUGUUGUUUAUUUCUGGACGGGAGUAAACUUGCUCAUAGUUGUGACAAGAUCCUAACGGCUACAAAAAUGUCAAUGCUUUGUUCAGAAAGAAAGGGAGGAUCGUUUCUAGACUCUUUACCAUUACAUCACAAUGUACUCAAUUAAUAAUUACGUUUAUUUGCCGAACAAAGGCUCCGCUUAGUUCUGCACGGUGCAUUUAUUUAAGACAUCGCAAACGCACGCAAGCUGACGAUUACAUAAAAAUGUCUUCAAGGGGACAAAUCAGACACAAACUAAUUAAAUGAACACACCUAUGUUGUUUUGACGUUACACUACAAUGAAACAGCUUGAACGAAUUUUGCCCCAAUUAUAUAUUCGAACACAUGGUUUACAGACGUUACGCUUCGAAAUAAUACAACUAAGCGAGCUGAAUGCUUCCAUGACAAACGAAAAAUUUGGAAGAGUUUGUCAUUAAAAUAAUAGAUCUGGCACAGACGAAGCGAGUGCAGUUAAGCACAAAUGGUAUCUUACUUAUAGAACUGAGCAAAACUGGAGCGUUUAAAGUCAUUUCCGAAGACACUUGUGGCAAUUAUGGUAAAAUCUCCGCCAGCCCCAUCUACAUUAUGCAUUCAGUUCUUGGAUAGAGAAAACAAUGACCAAAAAAUACAUUAUUAUUGGGAAAACAGAUUUGUUUUACAAAAGUAUGAGGCUGUGCGGAAAUUUUACCGCAGUUAUGUCUACAAUGGCCAAUAAAAAGACAAACUGAACACGUAAGGAAAUUUUCAUAACUAAGUACUCACUAUUUUGGCCAUUUGCUUCGCUGUCCAUCGGCAUGCUGUUGAACAUCAAAACUGCAUGUGUCCGCAGUAAUACUGUCGCGCGGUUGUAUAAGAGAUCAACAGAUCUGUAGUGUAACAGUUACAAACUAUUCGCCUUUAUUACCCAAUUUUCGGUGCGUUUUCGAUGUGACGAGCUGAAAGUAACACGAAAAUGUGAAACGAAAAUGUUUUAUUUUAUUGGUCCACGCAAAGAAGAACUCAGCUUCUUUUGUAAACCUGUCAGCGCGGAUCAGAGCGUUAAGUUACUAAUCUCCUCCCCAACAACGGAUUUAAACCGGCUCUUCUUUGCUACUACUGUGCACAUACAGUACUAAUGCAAAUAUAUACUUUGCAUCUGCAGGUCUUAAUGAACAAACUCUGGUUUGGAGAUGACUUGUCUGAGGCGGUAAACGAACCUCGACUGCACACACAAAUGGUGCCUGAUCAGAGAGUAUUUUAUGAAAACAACAAGAAAUAUCGCAUUAACAAAUACGUAAUAGAAGGCUUAACACAACUAGGUCACAACGUCACUGGCAGUGAUUUCUUUGCUGUGGUACAGGCAAUCUCUAGGGAACCUGAAGGAGUAUACGCCAAGUCUGACCCGAGAAAGCAUGGCGCACCCGCGGGUCAAUAAAAGUGCGGUCCCGAGACACUCGCCCAACCAAAACUCGCUUGUAAACCCUAUGUAGGGAAGUAACACCGUUUUUUUCCAUAAAUGAGCUGAAAAAUGCUGUGAGGCUUAGAGCUACCGAAUGAUGGCGCUUCACAAGGAUAGAAAAUACAUUUUCCUUUUCUUUUUUACAGCAGUUAUCCGGCGUCGUUUGUCGAAAUUAACGUUCUUCGUUGGGAUUUUAAAACGAUUUAUGAUACUUGUCAGUAAGGCUCUUUGAUAUCGUUGUCCGAUUUGAAGUAUGUUAAAUGAAAUAGACAGAAGCGUUGAAUUCAUUCGUCUUUUUCCGUUGAUUUAAUACUUAUGUUGUUUUCAUAAUCAUUAUGUUGUACUCAGCUCAGCAUGGAAUUGCUUUGCUUAGGUACCACAUACACGUUAUGGAUUAAAUAGAAUAAAACGAGGUCGACGUAACUUGCAGUGAUUUGUUAUAGAUUAAAUAGAAUAAAACGAGGUCGACGUAACUUGCAGUGAUUUGUUUGCCGUGAUGGAGGCGAUUUCUAGGGAACCGGGAGGAAAUUUAUAUGCUAAGUAUGACCCGAAAAGUAUGGUGUGCCCGCGGGAGAAAAGGAAUUUUGUCCCGAAACAUUCGUUAGUUUAUUUGGCUGAUCUUAACUCGCUUUAAAAUCCUAUACUGACGAAAACGGAAUUUUGUAACUGUUUUUAUAACACAGUCAUUGUUAUAGAAAAAAGGGAUGUUUAAGGGAAAUGUGAUUGGCCCAAUUAACUGGACAACUGAACUAUUUUAAGAGCGCUUGUCUGUAAAAAUCAGACAAAUUCUAAAUUUCGCGGCAAGGACUAUAACUAAACUAGACUAUAACUAAAAUCACUGGAUACUUUUUUUUUCAGAGAAAAUGCAAAUAAUAAAAUUCCGUUAAAAUCGUCAUUUUUAGCAGCAAAUUAUUGCACACGAGGUCUUAUGAGAUCGAAAAAGAUGAUUUGAGUGUCUAAAAGACGUGAUAGUGAUUCGUUUUUGCACGCGAAGCCCUCAAACUCGUGCAAUAAUUUGCUGCUAAAAAUGACGAUUUCAACGGAAUUUCGUUAUUUGUAUUUUUUUCUGAAAUAAAAAGAUAUUUCGCUAAAAAAAGUAUCCAGUGAUUUUAGUUAUAGCCUAGCCUAUCUAACAUUAAAAUAAGAAAGAAAUCGAAUUUUCCACCCUUGCCGCGAUAUGUUUAAUUUUUACAGACAAGCGCUCUUAAAAUGCAUAAGCUUCAGCAAAACAAACUUCGCAUUGCUUCAAAUAUUAAUAGCCAUAUCGAGAGUAUUUCUAGACUCCACCAGUGUCUCCGCAUAACACAGCGAUUCAAGGAAGCAUUUCUUCUAACAAAAAUCACUGCUUGUAACCAGUAGGUAAAAAGUCAGUAAUUGCUAAAGAUAAAUAUAAUAUUUCUUGUUCCUCUCUGUAAAGGCGGUUACCUAUCUUUUCAUGUAGCUAACCACAGAAUGCAAAACGCACCACGGAGAGCAGUACACUGAGUAAGGUUUGAUUACAGAAUGGUUCAUCUUGAAAUCAAACAACGUAAUACAGGAGCAAAAAAAGCUCUUAUAAGAUUCACGCGUUCCAUGUAAUUUUUGAGAAGUCGGCGAAGAAAAGAGAGUCAAUCGAGAGCAUCUCAAAGGAUCAUCAGACUCGCACAUGUUUCCAUGUUUCCAAUAUACUCAUGUCAUUUCCACUAAUAUUGGCCUAAUGUGGCUAUCGACAGGAGCCAUUACUCAACCAUCGGGAAAUAUUAACCUUCCUACCUUGUACUCGUAGAGUGGUUCAUAAUCCCUUAGUGCAGCUUCGUUAACAGUACGCGUUGGAGAAGACUACAAAUCUCAAGUUUCCUAAGGGAGCAGUUGUUAUUUAUCGUCUGACGGGGGAGGGGUAGGAGGACUUUUGGGGAUCACAAGAUUCUCAGGGGGGGAAGGGAGGGGAGAUCAGUCGUUACUAUCAGAGUAUAAAGGGGGGUGAGCAUAAAAAAGUGACUGCUACUAAGGGGGAUCAUGAGAAUAACACAAAGCCUUAAGGGGGGAUCGGGAUAAUUUCAUUGAGACACAACCAGAAUCCUACGACCCCCUCCCUCUCGGGGUAAAUAAUGAGCGUUCCUAGCGUAUUCAUUAUUUAUUACGCCAUAAAAACAUUUUUAACACUUUAAAUCCCAGAUCAAAUUUGUAAUUCUCCUUACUGUCAACCAUACAAUUCUUAUGAUGUUAGUUCAGAGAAUUUACUAUUGGAUCAUUGAUUAUCCCCAAAUUGAAAUUUUUCAUUAUUCUCAUCACUUAGCUGGUUGAUAUUGUAUUAAUAUUGUGAGGAGAAUUUCUGCCUUGGUCACUCAUGAGAGUUAAAGGGUUAAAAAUGAAGAAACUGUGGCAUCCUGAGCAUUUUUGCGUGACAUUUAGGUACAAAAAAAAAAAAACAAACGAACAAACUAAAAUACAAGCUUAGAAGAGAGAGGUUGACAAAAAUAAAUGAGAAAGGUGCAGUUACUACGCAUGCUUCAAUUUACGUAACGUUCUGCUUUGCUUUUGUAUUUACUCCUACACAGAAAAGAAAUGUCAAGGAUUACCUGCUUGAGUGAGUUAUCGCACAUUUUGUUACAAUGGUCUUUUGUCCGUGAUUGUCUUGGUUGUUAAGACGCACUUUGGUUAGCUUAGAGAGUUACAUAAGAGUAGAUGAACGAACCGUUCGAUGAGCCAAAAAAAUGGUUGGUGUGGUGAGGUGCUUCUUAUGACUCUUUUAAAGAGGUGGCCUUGUGGAGUUCCUCCGAACGGUAAAGAAAACUGAAAAUACACCUUAAGCUAAACGUGUUGUGGUCAGAUAUCGUGUUUAUCAAACAGUUGAUAUCGUGGUUACUAAGGAAAAGCUUGACCUUUUGCUCCCGAAAAUUUAAAGAUAUGCGAAAUUUAAACGAUUAAAAAAGUCUCAAUUUUCACUCAGAAAAGACUCGCGGAACACUUCUACGCCGGUUAGCACUUCCUUUGAAAACAGAUCUUGGGGAAGAGCUGGACGCAAAAUGUUAGUUGACAUAUAACGGGUUGAAUAUUUCGAGAUAUUACUACAAGAGCACAAAGAAGAUUCAUAUCGCGAAGCUAACAUUUUCCUGAGAGUCGAGAUCGACUUUCACAGUUCCGUUCAAGGUUCAGUUUACAACAAGAAUAGCAAUGGCAAGCACACAGUUUAAGUAAGCAAAGUUUUCCUUCUCUCUGUAUGAUGUUGAUUUGCAAUUGUUAGUGAGCAUAUGUAACGUUAGCCUAAGUUAAGGAAAGUGUUUAAGAGUUCAGUUUACCGCUCUGCACAAUUAUCAACAUUCCAUCAUAUACAAAGGGAAAUGUGUCAUAUUCAACCAAAGGGCAACAUGGCAAAUCUUGGCUCUAGAAUUCUGUUUUCCGGCUCGAUCUUGGUAGAGAUAUAACGAAUUAUUUCCCAGAAAUCUGAGUGCAGAUCGUAGGUUGUAUUUGGAAGACUGGCUAUGACACGCUACUCCUAAUAUCUGUCAAUGAACACACAAAACGUCUGAUAAGACAUCCGAGCCCAAGAAAACGGCACACAGUGAUUUUAGGGAACAAUCUCGGCUGAAAUGUUUAGUGAUUCCUAUAAAAAAAGUAACUUUGUGAAUUUAUGAUACGAGGUGCUACAAGUAAACACUUCAGUGUAACUUGAUUUCGACAAGAUCUUCGCCGCAGUUACAAAUAUAAUCGAACGUAUUAUAGUGGUAUGGUGACGUGGACGCACAAGAUAAUCAAUAAUACGAUGCAUUAGGAAGGAGUCAUCGUUCUUCGCUGUGUGAGCAUCGACUGAAACGAGAUCUGAAUAGACAGAUCUGAUCUGUCUAUUCACGUCAUUGGAUAAGUUUGAUUUCAAUUUUGCCGGACGUAACAAAGCUAGGAUCCGUUAGAAAGUCAAAAGGGUCGUUUCAAAAACAUCAUACUUAUAGACUUUAAAUUUUGAGGUAACUACUGUAAAUUCUUCAUCGAGUUUACCAGAAAACAAAACUUAGCCUUGCGAAAUAUAAACUUUGAUUUACAACGGUAUAACGAUUGGAUGUCGUGAUUAUUGCAAGAAAAAUAUAACGUUUCAAUUCACGUCAUCGGAUAAGUUUGGUUUCAACUUUGUUGGAUUUAAUAAUGCUGGAAUUCACUAUAAAGUUGAAAGUGUCGUUUCAAAAACAUCACACAUAUGUACUUUAUAGUUACUUUUAAUUAUUGUAAAUUCUUCACUGAGUUCGCAAACAAACAAAACUUAGCCUUCCGAAUUGGAUCCCAUUUCCCCAGGCAAUUAUACACUAGGGUAAGCCGGAAACUGUGUUACGGGUUACCCCAUGACCUGACUGACCUACAGUUUCGUUGAAAUUAUUUGAGCAUAGUUUAGAAAACAUCGAGAAAUGCUAGUAGCAUAAUAUACUACAUUUACUAACAUAGUCUAUCAGGGCUAAACCGGGUUGAAAAACUUCUGGAGAGUUCAACGGACAGGAAGGAAAAUGUUUUACUUAGCUACUGAUAAGAUUUGUGUUUGGGAGGGUUACAUCGGAUUUUGGUUGUGAACCUGAUCCUCCAUUUGGCUUUGUGAUAUUCUUACGAUUCCCCCCCCCUUCCCUCAUUUGUAAUUAUUGUGAUUGGCUGUCAAUUUUCGGAUCAAUAUCAGUAUCUACGCAACUGCCCACUUACCCCUCCCCUAACUCAACAACAGUCAAUUGUGUUUGUGUAUAACAAGUCAGGGUUAAUGUUGGGUUAGGGGAGGGGUAGGCGGGCAGUUACUCAGAUACAGAUAUUGAUCCCAAUUUUCUAUAGUCCCCCCUUUAUUCUCUGUUGACGAUGACUGAUCCCCUCCCUUCCCCCGAAAAUAAAUCCUCUAAUCUCCCUUCCCCCCCCCUCGAUAGGCGGUAGAUAAUUACUGGUCCCUAAGGAAAGGAAUCCAAAGAUGGAUGCAGUAACCUUCCAACAGAAAUAGUUAAAUUAAAGAUUUUAUGUUGCAACUUUAACUAGGAUUGCAAGAAUCUAUUUAUACAUCAUGUUUAGCUGCAAACGUAAUUCUUAUUCUUACCCAAAUAAUUUAAAAGAUCCUGAACGAGUCAAAAACUAACCGGAAAGUGUUUUUUUUUAAGGUGCUGGGCAAGUGGUAUAAUUACAAUUGUCGCAGCAUUUUGUGCUAUUGGUCUCGUAGUUGGGCUGGUCUGUUAUUUCAUGCUUCGUAGCGAUAAAUCAUUCGGCGGACCCUAUAAAAGAGAAGCCGUUGCCACGGAUACACAGCAGUGUUCUGACAUAGGAGAAAACAUCCUAAAGGCAAACGGCUCUGCAGUGGAUGCUGCCAUCGCCGCCAUGUUCUGUUUGGGUGUGGUCAGCAUGCACUCAUCAGGGAUAGGAGGUGGGGGAGUGAUGUUAGUGUACAAUCAAACAUUAAAGCAAGCCACAGUCAUCGAUUUCAGAGAAACUGCCCCAGCUACAGCCUACUGGAAUAUGUUCAAGGACAAAAAGGGAGAAGCCGAGAAAGGUCUAAACUUUUGUUUAUGCAUGAUUUUGUUGUGAACUUAUCGUUAACAAUUUUUCACCGAAGUGGAAGUGAAUGACUGUUUUAGCAUAAACCAAACCAAUACCAAAAAUUAGGCUAAAAUUAUGACAAUUCUUCUCUUCGGCUGCUUGGAGGUGAAUGGUACUUGCUAUUCACUUCCGAGCUAGCCAAUCUGCGUGUGCGUAAAACAUUGUUAACUUGCGUGCCAUUUACUACUUUUUAAUUAUUAUUUAUUCUGCUUUAAUAGAGUAAUGGACAUGUUCCCCAAUUCAGAGUAUCUACUAAUUGAUCUAUGCAAACGAAUUGAUCAAUGCAAACGUACUUUCUUUCUCUACUUCGAAGUUUUGGACUCCUUGAGAGUACUCUAAAUCCCAAAAGAAAAUCGGCGCGUUAAACUAAAUCUAUAAUUACCUCGUUUGUUAAGUUUAUUAAUAUCUGUCUAAGGAAAUACCUUACUUACACAGAUGGCACCAACGAAUUAACAAACACUAUUUUUUUAUAAAACCCCAAAAAAACUCCAACUUAACAACCAUUAACCUUAGGUGGUCGGUCCAUCGCUGUUCCCGGCGAGGUGCGCGGUCAGUUCGAGGCUUGGAAACGACAUGGUCGGUUACCAUGGAAACGCCUUGUUCAACCCGCCAUCGAUUUGGCCAAAAAUGGGUUUAAAGCAUCUAAAGCACUGGAUGAUGCACUAAAAACGACCAAAGGAAUCGAAAAAGAUAUCAGAAAUGACUCUGGUUUAAGGUCAGAAAUAUUCAUUAUUGCUGGAUGGCGAAGGCAGUUUGUGUAUACGAAAACAGUGGAUAGUGUUAAAGGCGCGCUCUGAUUGGCCGCUCAAUCUCUGAAUAUGAUUUGUUAUUCACCUCCGAGCAUGUCCCCCGAAAAUGUUGUAAUGGUUGCAGGAAUAAAUAACCUUUUUGCGCUAUAUUAUCUCACUGUUUUUGAAAUAGAUAUGGAAUUUCUCUUCGAGUAUUUAACUCGAUAGCUCACGAGUGAGCCCAGCGACCGAGUGAGUUGUCGAGUUAUACACGAGAAGAGAAAUUCCAUAUCUACAAGCAACCAUGUAGUAUUUUUUAUCAUAUAAACACAAUAGCCCCUCACUGACAAGAAAAGUCGACUUUAUAAACGAAUGAAAAUAAAAGGAUCGACAAUCCCCAAAUAAAAAUUGUAAAGUGCGUUGGCGCUAAGGUUCAAGAUGAAAAAUGCGUUGAAUCAUUACAAAAACAACGAUGGGCGUAAUUUCAAUGUAAAAAAUUCUCAUUUACUGAUUUUGUCCUUACCGACAGAAGAAAUCUUUUAUGGACACGGCGUGGGUAAUACGGAUUUUUCGAUGUUUUAGCAGCCAUAAUCCGAGAAAUUUCCAAAAAAAAACCACAGAUUUAGAAUGGUGAAGGCUUUGCAGUUCAUUCAUCAACCUGACCGAGUGCCCCGAAAGACAAGUGACGUAUCAGCAGCUGAUUGACGAUAUCAAACACACGCGAAAAAAGAUCGUAUUUUUUCACGUGUGUUGUUACGGCUUUUCUCAGGGCUGGAAAUCCUUGUAUAACACCGUAGUUUAUAUGAUAAUAAACAACUUUUACCUCAGUGACGGUAGUUAGUGGCGGAAAUUUACCACCACCAGCCACCUCUCCUUCGGUGAAGGAACCACAGUCUUCUAUGGGAAGAUUAUUCUCUCAGAGCAACAGAUUUUUGUUCGUAUGCAGCUGGAUAAUGUGAUAAUUUACGUCAUUGAAUUUUCAAUUUUUUCAGUGAACUGCUCCUGGUUGAUAAUAAAAGACUUGUUAAGAAAGGAGACGUCAUUAAGAAUGAAAAGUACGCAAUGACCCUGGAAAGAGUGCGUGACGAUCCAGAAUCUUUUUACAAUGGAGCACUUGCCAGUGACAUUAUUCGUGAUUUGAAGAAAGUCAAUGGGAUGGUGACUGACAGUGAUUUAAGAAAUUACAGGCUGAUCACAAGAAAUCCAUAUCAGAGAGGACUCUCGGGCAUGAAAAUGUACCUGACCCCACCCCCGACAAGUGGCGCCGUGCUUGGACUCAUCUUGAACAUUUUGCAAGGUAGGAGUUCUCCUCAAAAUGCUAUUAUUAUUAUUGUCAUUAUAAUUGUUUUCUUACAUCUCACUCGCCGUCUCAAAAACACUGUGAUAAAUAUAGCACAUGUAGCACAUAUAGCUCCCCUUCCUUGUGCACACACUCUUCUUCACAUUAAAAAAAAAAAAAAAUGACCAGCCCUUAAUUAUCGCCUUGGAAGGGAGGGGGGGUGUGGAGAAUUUUUAUUGCGUCACGUUAAAAUUUACCGGAUCCCCGGUAACAUUAUUAUGAUCACCACCGGUCUCCCCCUUUAAAGAUCUGGCUUAUGUCAAGAGAGAGGAAAUCGUGUUUCUAGUUGGAGCAGGUUAUGUUUGAAUUCACUGACAAAGUCAUUUUCACCGUUUACACCCUCAUAUCAGUAUGCAUAUUCUCCAUACUGUUCUCUGUACGUUUCCUCAGGUGCUGACAAGGAGAAUUUGGUUAGCAAUGUAAAACUUCUUUGGUUGGUGAUCAUUUCAUUUAUUCUCAUGACCUUCAUGUUUGAUUCAGGGCUGAUAUUGUUAAGAGAAAUUAGAUGCUAGUCACUCUAAGGAAUUAAAGGGUUAAUUAGACGAAACCGGUGGGAAAUACGAAAAAAAAAAAACGAGUCUUCAACAUUGUUUGCUGCAUGCUACUCACAAAGCCCUGUUUAAGAAGUACCAUUUUUUUUCCUCUUUUUUUUAAUGUAGGGUACAAUAUGACGUCGUCAGCCUUUAAAGACAAGAAAUCCUCUGUGCUUACGUAUCACCGAAUCAUUGAAGCCUUUAAGUUCAGUUAUGCAUGGCGCAGUCUGCUUGGAGAUCCAUAUUUCAAUUCAGACAUCAUGGUAGGUGGAAAUAAUUCAGUGAUACACACAGGACGAAAUUGUGAUACACACAGGACGAACAAGAAUCCGUAAACGGAAACGUGGCAGAAACAUGUUAAACCGUUCCGGAAACACGACGGAUAACCUGUGUUUCCGUUACCGGUUUCGUGACGUUUUCUCGCGUUUCCGUUGCUGCGUAUACAACGGAACCGGACCACUUUUACGUAAACAUAACGGAAACAUGGAGUUGCAUGUUUCCGCCACGUUUCAGAAAUACGGAAACAUGUGAUUUCGUCCUGUGCCAAAUGCCAGCUCUGUAACAUUUUCCGUACGGAUAUAAUAUCAGAGGGUUUUCCGGUCGGCCCUUAGAGAUUAUGCUUGCAUAAUUUUUGGCACAAUUAAUUUGGAAAAAAGAGCAUAAUUUUUCCUUUAUUGUAAAAGUAGCACUGUUAGCAUAAUCAGCAUAUUUCCAGUAUUUUUUGAAGAGAACAUCACCAGAUGCAUCAAUGGAUUUUUCUCUUCGAUUAAUUAUUUUCAAGUUCGGCCCAUGGUUUCGUCUAUUUUCAAUUUUGCAAUGUUUUCGGGGAAGAAAGCAAUCGCAGUACCUGGUCAUUGGUCGUCUAAAGGACUGGACACACCGAAAGUAAGGAAUGCGUCUGUCCCAGUUUCCGCUCUUUCACAGGCAACAAAAUGGCGUCGAAGAGAAACGCGACGCUAACAUCAUACAUUUUGACACAUGUCACCGUUUGAAGUCUUGAAUUAAGUGCAGUAGUUAAAUGUGCCUACAUUUGUGUAACUCAAAAUAAAGAUUAAAGAGGGUAAGUUCUGAAAGAAACUGCGGUGCUUUGAUAAUGUGAAUUGGCCACCGUAGCUUUAGAAACUCUUUACGGUAGCCGGUUUACAUUAUCAGCUUAGUUGAUAAAACCAAAUUAUUCAAAUGAAGAAGUAUCGACGAUUCGUGCUUAAAUAAAAAGAAAUUUUCAAUUUGGACUUGUUUUGUUUUUCUGUUGUGAAAAGGGUACUUUUAAAAAAAGUAGCAUAACUUUCAAAAACGAGUAUAUAGACUGCUCUGUUCUGUUGUAAAGCACGCAGGAAGCGGCUAGAGCACGAAAGAAGUGUAGGGAGAAACACGAAACGUAAUGGAGUGUUUCUACCCACUUCUUGAGAUACGAAACAAUAUAUAUACUACACGAGUGUUGGCUGUGCUUGAUUUUUAUUACCGUAUGUAAGCUUGCAAUCUUACUGAGUGUAAAAACCUUUCAAACUCGGACUGUCCAUUUCAUUUUCUCUUUGAGGAUUUUCGUCUCAGCUCACCUUAUAAUAACGUCGAUUACGGCGCCUGGCAUGUUUACAUACCUUUAUUUGGUAUAUAAAAAAAAGAAUUUGGUAUAUAAAAUAGAGAAAAGUCCUGGAAAAGGUUAGACAGUACAAUUUGGCAGAUGGCGUGACAGCUUCAGCUGAGCUCUAUGCUCUAUACUCUCAUGGAGCACGCUCUUUCAACCAAUGAUAGUGUGCGUUACAUCCGAACUUUAUUAUAAUAGUACAAUAUGCUACUUUUACUGGCACAGUAUUAAAGGGCCUACUCUCUGGUUGAUUUUUGUCAGCCCUUUGCUGUUAGCGAUCACACGAGAUAGUAAUCUCUUCAUUGAAGUCCGAAUUGCGUACUCAGACACUCAAAAAAAGCCAACUUCAAAUUGAAAAAAAAUAAUUUAAAUUUGCCCAUUUUGUUGCGAUAUGGCGCAUUUUACCUUCCAGCAAGAUAAGUGAACGCUAUUUUAAAACGAGCCGUUAAAAGGGCAAAUGUAAAAACAAGAAUUAAAAAGAGCAAAGGGUAACUCUGUGUAACGUAUGUGGCCGACCCCAUGCGGGAAAACGAGGGUGACCAAACCUGAUUACAUUUUGUCCGGGGACGAUGAGGUCCUCCCCUGAUUAAGCUUUGCAUCUAGUUGGACGAGCAAGUGGGGGCAACUUUCAAAGACAACUGGCAGCAAUUGCGGAUUAUCUUAUUCAAAAUUCGCACAACAAAGUUCAGUCAGAAUCACCAGAACAUUAGUUGAAUAUUGUGCAAAUUUGGUGAUAUUUCAGAGUAGAGCAUCACAGAUGUUGGAGGCAAAAACAGGUAAUCGCCUACGCAACAAAAUAUGGGAUGACAAGACCCACAAAGAUGUAAGCUAUUACGCGGACUUCUUUUCGAACGCUGAUUACGGUACUACCCACGUGGCUGUUCUGGCCCCAGAUGGAGACGCAGUUUCCGUGACAUCUACUAUCAACAUGAGGUGAGUUUAGAACUAAUCGAUUUUGGAUGAACGGCUUAAACCUGAGCCUGCUUAGCUGGUAGUUUUGUGUUCGCUUUGAAGUGUUGAGGGUAAAGGAAUACAGAAACGAGCAGGGAAGCCACGAGGGACCUAGGAUAAAAAUUAUGGGGGAGCUACUCAAACUUCCGCAGCUCGUUUGCCACAGUUAUUUUCAUCAAGUGCCCAAAAAAUACGACAACUGCGAGCUGCAGAUGAACCUAUUGACUUUGAUACUAUCGUUGUUAAAGAGGGCAAUGGCAUCUUCUUCUCGAAAUGCUCUCUUCGGGAACAAUGACACACAGCCGUAUUUCAAGGUCAGAAUAAAGGCUACAACUUGACUAUCACUUCUCACCUAUUACAUCCUUGUCGCUUGAAUCUUUCAUUACUGUUUUCGAAAGAGCGCUUGUUCAGUGGGCUCAGAAUCUGGCCUCAAAAAAGGAAAAGGGCGGAUUCUUUUCUUUUUGUCAAACGCUCGACUUUUUUUAAAAAAAUGAAGCCUCACGAUAAACUUUUCGCACAAUGUUAUGAAAGCAAUAAAUUUGACACAGGAUACUAACUUAACCCCAUAUUUUUAUCGCAAUGAGGCAGCUCAAAUGUUCGUGAAGUAUGGACCCAGAAAAAAAGAGAGGAAACUGACAAAACUUACCACUAGCUGCAUUGCAUUCUAGUGAUACCGUGAACUGUUUUUGUGUUUAAUAAUAGGUUCGGUGCUAAAUACCGAUCCACUACCACAGGCAUCAUUUACAACAAUGAGAUGGCAGAUUUUGAUAUUCCUGGUUACGAGGUAGUGGGUGAUAUUUCUCCUUCACCAUUCAAUUUUCCUGAGCCAGGCAAGCGACCGUUCUCUUCCAUGUGUCCCACCAUUUUAACCGAUAACAACGGAAAAGUUCAGCUUGUUAUUGGUGCUUCUGGCGGGAAAAGGAUAACCACAGCUGUAUCACUGGUACGUCCAAUCGUUUCAUUCAAAAUUCCUUGACUCUUAAGAUUUUAUAGCUAAGCUGAUAAGCAUUCUGUGGGCUAUAUAUUAAACCCCAUUAAGGGCGUAAUCAGGAUGUUUCAAUGGGGGUUCACACUGUAUCAAACGGAGGGUACUUACCAGUUUCCACCGACUGAACAUUGUGGGUUGUUUGCUUAAAUCAAGGCUUAAAAAGGGUAGAAGGGUCACGGGCACCACACGACCCCCCCCCCCCCUCACCACUCUAGCUACGCCCUUGCCCGUGCUCAACACUUUGCUCAGAGAGCUAUUGAGAGUUUAGAAACAAACUCUUUUUUCAGUGGGUCGAAGUCUGUAGUCAACUAAUCCGUCCCUCCAUCUCCAGGGCGGAUUCACACCGCCUCUGUGGUAAAUAUUGAAAGCAAGGAAGCUUAUAAUUAUUUUUGCACCUGCAGGUCUUAAUGAACAAACUCUGGUUUGGAGAUGACUUGUCUAAGGCGGUAAACAAACCUCGAUUGCACACACAAAUGGUGCCUGAUCAGAGAGUAUUUUAUGAAAACAAUAAGGACUAUCGCAUUGACAAGUACGUAAUAGAAGGCUUAGCACAACGAGGUCACAACAUCACUGGCUGUGAUUUGUUUGCUGUGGUGCAGGCGAUUUCCUGGGAACCUGAAGGAAUAUACGCCAAGUCUGAUCCGAGAAAGCAUGGUGUACCCGCGGGUCAAUAGAAGUGCGGAAUGUGAUUGGCCCAAUUAACUGGAUAACUUAACUACUUAACAAAUAGAUUCCAAGUUGCCGUGCGUCUGUUCAGUAAUAGAUCACAGAUGACGUGAAAAUGUGGUAAGAACAAAAAAGUGGCACACGAGGCACAACCGAGUGUGUCACUAAUGUUCUUACCACAUUUUGACGUCCUCUGUGAUCUAUUACUGAACAGACGCACGGCAACUUGGAAUCUAUUUGUUUUAUAUAAUAAAGAAUUUUAAAAAGUUUUAAUGAUGACGUCAUCUAUACGUCUGUCUUCCAAUAGAUCAUAACUGAGAACCAAUCAGAAUGCAUGCAUAACUGAGCUUAUUAUAUAAUUUAAAAUGGAUAAGUGUUAGCAAAAUAAACUUCGCAUUGCUUCGAAUAUUAAUAGCCAUAUCGAGAUUAUUUUUAGACUCCACCAGUGUCGCUGCAUAACACAGUGAUUCAAGGAAGGAUUUUAACAACAUCACUGCUUGUAGCUGGUGGGUAAAAACUCAGUAAUUUCUGAAGGUAAAUAUAGUAUUUCUUGUUCCUCUCUGUAAGGGCGGUUACCUACCUACUUCAUUCUACCUACUUCAGAAUGCAAAGCACACCAUGGAAAGCAGUACACUGAGUAAGGUUUGAUUACAGAAUAGUUCAUCUUCAAACAAUAUAAUACAGGAGCAAAAAGACUCUUUAAGAUUCACACGUUCCAUGCAAUUUUUGAGAAGUUCGCAUAGAAGAGAGUCAAUUGAGAGCAUCUCAAAGAAUCAUCACAUUCCACACCUGUUUCCAUGUUUCCAAUAUACUCAUGCCAUUUCCACUAAUAUUGGCCUAAACUGGCUAUCGGCAGGAGCCCAUUACUAGCUGCUAUCGGGAAAUAUUAACCUUUUUACCGUGUACUCGAAGAGGGGUCUAUAAUCCCUUAGUGCAGCUUCGUUAACAGUGCGCGUUGAAGAAGACUACAAAUCUUAAGUUUCCUAUGGAAGCAGUUGUUAUUAAAUACCUGGCGGGGGAGAGGUAGGAGGACUUUGGGGGAUCACAUGGUUCUCAGGGGAGAAGGGAAGGGAGAUCAGUCGUUGCUGGCAGAGUAUAAAGGGGGUGUGAGCAUAAAAAAGUGACUGCUAUUAAGGGGAUCAUGAGAAUAACACAAAGCCUAAAGUAGGGUUCGGGGAAAUUUCAUUGAGACACAACCAUAAUCCUACGAUCCCCUCCCGUCUGAGGAUAAAUAAUUAGCGUUCCUAGCGUAUUCGGUUUUACAAAAGAUCUGCGAGAAAAAAAUAUGCUCGUAUAAAAGACAAACACUUAACUACGAACUUUAAAAAAAAAGAUUUCUAAAAUGGAAACAAAAGGUAAGAGCAGUCUUAUUUGUCUUGCAGUGUCACACCUGAUCGGUCAAAGUCUUGUUGUUGUCAAGGAAUGCCUAGUUCGCUUGCCCACCACAGCCUUGUUGCUUUGAGGAAAUUUAUCACGUGACCAAUUGCUGCAGAAGGCCUGUUACGCCAUUAAAACAUUUUUAACACUGAAGAAACUGUGGCAUCCUAAACAUUUUUGCGUGACAUGUAUGUACCCAAAAAAAGAUAUGCGAAAUUUAAACGCUUAGAAAAGUCUCAAUUUUCCUUCAGAAAACACUCGCAGAAGACGUGUACGUUAGCGCUCCCUUUGAAAUAAGAUUUUGGGAAGUACUGGGCGCAAAAUGGUAAUUGACACAUCGUAACGGAUCGAAUUUUUCGAGAUAUUACUACAAGAGCACAAAAAAAGAUUCACACUGCGAAGCUAACGUUUUCCUGAGAUGUCGAGUUCGAAGAUAACGGUUGAGGUAGCCAUAACUGUGAGAGCCAAAGAUGGAAAGUGCACACAGUUUAAGUAAGCAAAGUUUUCCUGUCUCUGUAUAAUGUUGAUUUGCAGUUGUUAGUGAACAUAUGCAACGUUAGCCUAAGUUAAGGAAAGUGUUUAAGAGUCAGUUUACCGCUCUACACAAUCAUCAACAUUCCGUCAUAUACACAGGGAAAUAUGUCAUAUUCUGAACAAAAGCGCUACUCUGAAAAUAUUCGCGUCGCGGUAUUCUGUUUUCCGUUCGAUCUUGGUUGAGAUAUAACAAAUUAUUUCUCGGAAAUCUGAGUGCAGAUCGUAGGUUGUAUUUGGAAGACUGGCUAUAACACGCCACUCCAAAUAUCUUCCAAUGAACACACAAAACGUCUCAUAAGACAUCCGAGUGAUUUUAAGGAACAAUCUCGGCUGAAAUGUUUAGUGGUUCCUAUAAUAACAGCAACUUUGUGGACUCAUAAUACGAGGUACCACAAGCAAACAUUUCAGUGAAACUUAAUUUCGACAAGAUCUUCACCGCAGUUGCAAAUAUAAUUGAACGUAUUAAAGUGAAGUGGUGAAGUGGACACACAAGAUAAUCAAUAAGGCAGGAGUCAUCAUUCUUCGCUGUGUGAGCAUUGACUGGAACGAGAUCUGAUGUUGAGUUAAAAAGGCACGAUUUUAAAGGCAUGAAUUCUAGAGUUGUAGCAUGAAAUAUGAACUUUGAUUUCAGACGGUAUAACGAUUAGAUGUCGUGAUUACUGCAGAAAAAUACGUUUCAAUUCGCGUCAUCCGAUAAGUUUGAUUUCAAUUUUGCCGGAUCCGAACAGUACUGGAAUCCGCUGGAAAGUCGAAAGGGUCGUUUAAAAAAAUCACACAUAUAGACCCGAAAGUUUCUUGUGAUUAUUGUAAAUUCUUUAUCGAAUUUUCUAGAAAACAAAAUUGGAUCCCAUUUCCAAAGGCAACUAUAUACUAGGGUAAGCCGGAAACUGUGUUAGGUUACCCCUUGACCUGACUGACCUACAGUUUCGUUGAAAUUAUUUCAGCACAGUUUGGAAAACAUCGAGAAAUGCUAACAGCAUAAUAUACUGCAUUUACUAACUUAGUCUAUAAGGGCCUAAAACCGGGUGAAGAACUUAUGGAGAGUUCAACAGACCGGAAGGAAAAUUGUUCGCACUAGCGACAAAAUUGUUUAUUUAAACAAAUUUUCUGUCAUCACCAACACUUUACAAGUGCGGACGGUUUGUCGCGACUUAACAAUUUUUUGCCGAAGCGGACAUUUUUUCAAACGCACCGCCGACAAAAUUUGUACCGGGUAAAAGCUUGGAAAAAGCUACUAAAUAAACAAAACUGUGGUAAACUUGUUUAUCAUUUGUCGUAAACGCUACAGUUAGUGUACAUGUGGUACCUGAACUGGGUUCAGUUUACUAAAAGAUUGCGGUAAUUGUCCUUCGUUGCGAAACUCGCAGAAUUUACAACUUUAACUUAUGAUGAAUACCGGUAAUUGGAGUUUUAAUCCAUUGGCAAAUCAUAACGACCAGUCGUAUGAGCAGAUCAGGCGCUGAAAUGUGCCACCCUAUGAAGACCAACAAGGAAACAAUUCUCAUUCAAACGGGCCAACCUACAACGGGUGGAGCAAUUUUCCAGUCGCCACUUAGUCAAACUAAAAAUGAAGCCGCAGAUGUGGCCGCAGAAGAUCCUCCACAACUUCUUGCACUGCUCCUAGAACACUCGAUCUUCCAACAUUGAAAUUCGGCCUAAUGCUCUCAUAAGAGUUCUCGUGCGCCAGACGAUACAAACCAAGUGCAAGUACUUUUUCUGGGGCAAUGCAGUCACGCAAUUUUGUGUUUUCGUGGGUUACAGCAGGUCGCAAAACAUUCAACAGAACAUCGAAGGUACAACGAUCUAUUCGCAGUUGCCUUCUGAAAAACGCCUCAGGAAUUGUUCGGUCAUUGUAGUGGAUCUCGAACCAUGACCGGUUUGGUCUUGAAAGUUUCCAAAGGUACGGGCUGUGUCGACGUGCCCGUCGUCUCCGUCUUCUACGGUGUUCAACCAUGAAAAGAGUUGCUUGGUGUCUAGGAAAUUGAUGCCUUAAUACUAGGCUCAUUAUAAGCAUCAUUUCGUCUGCCAUCUGAGCAAAAUUUAAAAGCAAGAAACACGCCACAAGUUGAAGCAUUUGAACAUGUUUCAUUAUCCCGCCAAAGCGUUUGAUGUUUGGGCGCGCGCAGCUAAAUUGAAACAUAGGCAUGCUAUGCAUGCAAAAGUAAUUUUUUGGGGUGGGUGGAUUACUUCAAACAUUGCAAGUGAUGUCUACAUUUUUACUAAAGGAAAAAAGAGCAUUAAUGCGGAAAAGAACGAAAAUGUUGAAUUAACUCACAGAUAUUUUGUGGUAGAUUGUGUGUGAUGUGCGAAUAACUGUAACCAAAAAUAAACUGUAUUAGUGCCACAGAUACCUGUUAGCACAAAAUGCAGACUGCAGACUGCAGACCGGAUACAAAAUGUAGACUUGGUACAAAAUGCAGACAGAGAAUCUAAAGAGAUUUUUCGUGUGAUAUGUGAUAACAUGUCAUCUUACAACUUACCGACCGUCACGCAAUCGCUUUUCCGCGAUCAGCUUUCACGACUAUUUGCACUAUCGUGGAAUAUUCCUGACCCAUUUCGUGAUCAAAAUCGAUCUUAAUGUAAUUUCAAGCCUUUACAUAGUCUUCUCACUUUACGCGCGAGUUGGUUGGUGUGAUGUCUGUACAGAUUUUACCAACGUUAUAAUAGAUGUUUAUGUAAAUGAGAUGUCACCAUUGAACAUUUAACACGCGCAACACUCGAGAAACAAUUGACAGCUUUGCACGUGGUCCGUAUUAUCAUCUUUUGAAGCGGUAUGUGUCUAUGUUGUCGACAAAAAUGUGGAUCGAGACUAAAAUUGUUCCUUCGACUUGAUACAAUAGAGAGUAAGGGGGGUCAGGUAAAUGUUAUCUUGACACAACAAAUUCCUCCAACCACUCAGGCGAUAAAUAAUGGCUGCUCCUUUAUUUCAAAAAUAAAGUUGCCUUCCUUGUAAACUUCCUCCGUCGUUUUUCCUCAUUCCUCAAACUGGUCAAUCUUUCCUCGCCUUGGAUCUGAACUUUAAUCCGGCCAAGUGGAGACUAUACAUCCUUUUUUGGCUGUUUAUGAGAAUUAGAAGUGAUGUAGAGACAAUGUACCCAAUAUGAAAGUUCUCUUUUCCUCAGUUUUGUCGAUAAUGCAUAAUUCUCUCUCUCUUGGAAGGGAUUCAAUAACAGACCGAUCGACGUCAUUAUUUAUCGCCUGAAGGGGGAGAAAGUAGGGGGUUGAGGAUUUUAGUUAUGUACCUGAUCCUCCAUAUGGCUCUGUGAUAUUCUUACGAUUCCCCCCUCCCCUUAUUUGUAGGUAUUGUGAUUGGCGGUCGAUGUUCUAUAUUCCUCCCCUUUAUUCUCCGUUGACGACGACUGACCCCCUCCCUCCCCCCUGAAAACCAUGUCUUCCCUCGCAAUAAUCCUCUAAUCUCCCUCCUCCUGCUCCCCACCACCCCCCCCCCCCCCUCCCACAGGCGCUAGAUAAUUACUGGUUCCUAAGGAAAAGAAUCUAAAAAUGGACUCAGUAACCUGCCAACAGAAAUAGUUAAAUUAAAGAUUUUAUGUUGCUAAUUUGGCCAGGGUUGCAGGGAUCGAUCCAUUUCUACAUCAUCUUUAGCUGCCAACGUAAUUUUUUUUUUCUUACUGAGAUAAUUUAAAAGAUCCUGAACAAGUCAAAAACGAUCAUAUAACUAAUCUUCAUGUGUUUUUUAAGGAACUGGGCAUCCAGUGAGAGUGGUAAAAAAAAAAUUGGCGGCUACCUAGCAGCAUUCUGUGUAGUAGGUGUCGUAGUUUGGCUGGUCUGUCAUUUCGUAUUUUCUAGCGAUGAAUCAUUUGGCGGACCUUAUAAAAGAGAAACCAUUGCCACGGAUACACAGCAGUGUUCCGAAAUUGGAAAAGACAUCCUAAACGUUAACGGUUCUGCAGUGGAUGCUGCCAUCGCCGCCAUGUUCUGUUUGGGUGUGGUCAGCAUGCACUCAUCCGGGAUAGGAGGUGGGGGAGUGAUGUUAGUGUACGAUCAACCAAUAAAGAAAGCGACAGUCAUCGAUUUCAGAGAAACUGCCCCAGCUACAGCCGACCGGGAUAUGUUCAAGGGUAAAGAGGAAGAAGCCAAGAAAGGUCUGUACUUUUGUUUAUGCAUGAUUCUUUUGUGAACCAAUCGUUAACAAUUUUUCGCCGAAGUGGAGGUGAAUUACUGUUUUAGUAUAAACCAAACCAAUACCAAAAAUUAGGCUACCUUUACCUGUUGACCCGACAAUUUGUCUCUUCGGCUGCUCGGAGGUGAAUGGUACUUGCUAUUCACUUCCGAGCUAGCCAAUCUGCGUGUGCGUAAAACAUUGUUAACUUGCGUGCCAUUUACUACUUUUUAAUUAUUAUUUAUUCUGCUUUAAUAGAGUAAUGGACAUGUUCCCCAAUUCAGUGUAUCUAUUAAUUGAUCAAUGCAAACGUACUCUCUUUCUCUACUUCGAAGUUUUGGACUCCUUCAGAGUACUUUAAAUCCCGAAAGAAAAUAGGCGCGUUAGACUAAAUCUAUAAUUACCUCGUUUGUUAAGUUUAUUAAUAUCUGCCUAAGGAAAUACCUUACCUACACAGAUGGCACCAACGAAUUAACGAACAAUAUUUGUUUAAAAAACCCACAAAAACGACAACUUAACAACCUUUAACUUUAGGUGGUCGGUCCAUCGCUGUUCCCGGCGAGGUGCGCGGUCAGUUCGAGGCCUGGAAACGACAUGGUCGGUUAGAAUGGAAACGCCUUGUUCAACCCGCUAUCGACUUGGCCAAAAAUGGGUUUAAAGCAUCUAAAGCACUGGAUGAUGCACUAAAAACGACCAAAGGAAUCGAGGAAGAUAUCAGAAAUGACCCUGGUUUAAGGUCAGAAAUAUUCAUUAUUGCUGUGUGGCGAAGGCAGUCUGUGUAUACGAAAACAGUAGAUAGUGUUAAAGGCGCGCUCUGAUUGGCUGCUCAAUCUCUGAAUAUGAUUUGUUAUUCACCUCCGAGCAUGUCCCCCGAAAAUGUUGUAAUGGUUGCAGGAAUAAAUAACCUUUUUGCGCUAUAUUAUCUCACUGUUUUCGUAUAUAAUAAAUAGAGAAUAAUACAUGGGUGCGCGUAGAUAUGGAAUUUCUCUUCGAGUAUUUAACUCGAUAGCUCACGAGUGAGUUGUCGAGUUAAACACGAGAAGAGAAAUUCCACAAGCAUCUACAAGCAACCAUGUAGUAUUUUUUAUCAUAUAAACACAACAGCCCUUCACUGACAAGAAAAGUCAACUUUAUAAACGAAUGAAAAUAAAAGGAUCGACAAUCCCCAAAUAAAAAUUGUAAAGUGCGUUGGCGCUAAGGUUCAAGAUGAAAAAUGCGUUGAAUCAUUACAAAAACAACGAUGGGCGUAAUUUCAAUGUAAAAAAUUCUCAUUUACUGAUUUUGUCCUUACCGACAGAAGAAAUCUUUUAUGGACACGGCGUGGGUAAUACGGAUUUUUCGAUGUUUUAGCAGCCAUAAUCCGAGAAAUUUCCGAAAAAAAACCACAGAUUUAGAAUGGUGAAGGCUUUGCUGUUCAUUCAUCAACCUGACCGAGUGCCCCGAAAGACAAGUGACGUAUCAGCAGCUGAUUGACGAUAUCUUACACACUUGAAAAAAGAUCGUAUUUUUUCACGUGUGUUGUUACGGCUUUUCUCAGGGCUGGAAAUCCUUGUAUAACACCGUAGUUUAUAUGAUAAUAAACAACUUUUACCUCAGUGACGGUGGUUAGUGGCGGAAAUUUACCACCACCAGCCACCUCUCCUUCGGUGAAGGAACCACAGUCUUCUAUGGGAAGAUUAUUCUCUCAGAGCGACAGAGUUUUGUUCGUAUGCAGCUGGAUAAUGUGAUAAUUUACGUCAUUGAAUUUUCAAUUUUUUCAGUGAACUGCUCCUGGUUGAUAAUAAAAGGCUUGUUAAGAAAGGAGACGUCAUUAAGAAUGAAAAGUACGCAAUGACCCUGGAAAGAGUGCGUGACGAUCCAGAAUCUUUUUACAAUGGAGCACUUGCCAGUGACAUUAUUCGUGAUUUGAAGAAAGUCAAUGGGAUGGUGACUGACAGUGAUUUAAGAGAUUACAGGCCGAUCACGAGAGAUCCAUAUCAGAGAGGACUCUCGGGCAUGAAAAUGUACCUGACCCCACCCCCGACAAGUGGCGCCGUGCUUGGACUCAUCUUGAACAUUUUGCAAGGUAGGAGUUCUCCUCAAAAUGCUAUUAUUAUUAUUGUCAUUAUAAUUGUUUUCUUACAUCUCACUCUCCGUCUCAAAAACACUGUGAUAAAUAUAGCACAUGUAGCACAUAUAGCUCCCCUUCCUUGUGCACACACUCUUCUUCACGUUCAAAAAAAAAAAAAAAAAAAAGAGUGACCAGUCCUUAAUUAUCGCCUUGGAAGGGAGGGGGGGGUGUGGAGAAUUUUUAUUGCGUCACGUUAAAAUUUACCGGAUCCCCGGUAACAUUAUUAUGAUCACCACCGGUCUCCCCCUUUAAAGAUCUGGCUUAUGUCAAGAGAGAGGAAAUUGUGUUUCUAGUUGGAGCAGGAUAUGUUUGAAUUCACUGACAAAGUCAUUUUCACCGUUUACACCCUCAUAUCAGUAUGCAUAUUCUCCAUACUGUUCUCUGUACGUUUCCUAAGGUGCUGACAAGGAGAAUUUGGUUAGCAAUUUAAAACUUCUUUGGUUGGUGAUCAUUUCAUUUAUUCUCGUGACCUUCAUGUUUGAUUCAGGGCUGAUAUUGUUAAGAGAAAUUAGAUGCUAGUCACUCUAAGGAAUUAAAGGGUUAAUUAGACGAAACCGGUGGGAAAUACGAAAAAAAAACGAGUCUUCAACAUUGUUUGCUGCAUGCUACUCACCAAGCCCUGUUUAAGAAGUACCAUUUUUUUCCUCUUUUUUUUAAUGUAGGGUACAAUAUGACGUCGUCAGCCUUUAAAGACAAGAAAUCGUCUGUGCUUACGUAUCACCGAAUCAUUGAAGCCUUUAAGUUCAGUUAUGCAUGGCGCAGUCUGCUUGGAGAUCCAUAUUUCUAUUCAGACAUCAUGGUAGGUGGAAAUAAUUCUGUGAUACAAAAUGCCAGCUCUAUAACAUUUUCCGUACGGAUAUAAUAUCGGAGGGUUUUCCGGUCUGCGCUUAGAGAUUGUGCUUGCAUAAUUUUUGGCACAAUUAAUUUGGAAAAAAGAGCAUAAUUUUUCCUUUAUUGUAAAAGUAGCACUGCUAGCAUAAUCAGCAUAUUUCCAGCAUUUUUUGAAGAGAAGAUCACCAGAUACAUCACUGGAUUGUUCUCUUCGAUUGAUUAUUUUCAAGUUCGGCCUAUGGUUUCGUCUAUUUUCAAUUUUGCAAUGUUUUCGGAGAAGAAAGCAAUCGCAGUACCUGGUCAUUGGUCGUCUAGAGGACUGGACACACCGGAAGAAAAGAAUGCGUCUGUCCCAGAUUCCGCUUUCACAGGCAAUAUGUAAGCUUGUAAUCUUACUGAGUGUGAAUACCUUCCAAACUCGGACUGUCCAUUUCAUUUUCUCUUUGAGGAUUUUCGUCUCAGCUCACCUUAUAAUAACGUCGAUUACGGCGCCUGGCAUGUUUACAUACCUUUAUUUGGUUCCUCUGUUGCCAUUAGCCGACUCGCCUGUUCCGAAAUUUCACUUUCAAUUUAAGAAAAAAAAUAGAGAAAAGUCCUGGAAAAGGUUAGACAGUACAAUUUGGCAGAUGGCGUGACAGCUUUAGCUGAGCUCUAUGCUCUAUACUCUCAUGGAGCACGCUCUUUCAACCAAUGAUAGCGUGCGUUAUAUCCGAACUUUAUUAUAAUAGUACAAUAUGCUACUUUUACUGGCACAGUAUUUAAGGGUAUACUCUCUGGUUGAUUUUUGUCAGCCCUUUGCUGUUAGCGAUCACACGAGAUAGUAAUCUCUUCAUUGAAGUCCGAAUUGCGUACUCAGACACUCAAAAAAAGCCAACUUCAAAUUGAAAAAAAAUAAUUUAAAUUUGCCCGUUUUGUUGCGAUAUGGCGCAUUUUACCUUCCAGCAAGAUAAGUGAACGCUAUUUUAAAACGAGCCGUUGAAAGGGCAAAUGUAAAAACAGGAAUUAAAAAGAGCAAAGGAUAAUUCUGUGUUAACGAAUGUGGCCGACCCCAUGCGGGAAAACGAGGGUGACCAAACCUGAUUACAUUUUUUCCGGAGACGAUGAGGUUCUCCCUUGAUUAAGCUUUGCAUCUAGUUGGUCGAGCAAGUGGGGGCAACUUUCAAAGACAACUGGCAACAAUUGUUAUGCAAAUUUGGUGAUAUUUCAGAGAAGAGCAUCACAGAUGUUGGAGCCAAAAAUAGGCAAUCGCCUACGUAACAAAAUAUGGGAUGACAAGACCCACAAAGAUGUAAGCUAUUACGCGGACUUCUUUUCGAACGCUGAUUACGGUACUACCCACGUGGCUGUUCUGGCCCCAGAUGGUGAUGCAGUUUCCGUGACAUCUACUAUCAACAUGAGGUGAGUUUAGAACUAAUCAAUAUUGGAUGAACGGCUUAAACCUGAGUUUGCUUAGCGGGUAGUCUUGUGUUCGCUUUGAAGCGUUCAAGGUGGAGGAGGUACAGAAUCGGGCAGGGAAGCCACGAGGGGCUUAGGAUGAAAAUUAUUGGGUGGCUACUCGAACUUCCACAGCUCGUUUGCCGCAGUUAUUUUCAUCAAGCGCCCCAAAAAAAUGAAAAGAAAUGAUGCCUUGUCGCACAAUGAUAUUUUGACUCCAGAUACUGACUUAAGCCCAUCUUUUUAUCGCAUUGAGGCAGCUCAUAAAUGUUCGUGAAGUAUGGACCCAGAAAAAGAGGGGAAACUAACAAACUUAUGACUAGUUGCAUUGCAUUCUAGCGAUACCGCGAACUGCUUUUGUGUUUAAUAAUAGGUUCGGUGCUAAAUACCGAUCCACUACCACAGGCAUCAUUUACAACAAUGAGAUGGCAGAUUUUGAUAUUCCUGGUUACGAGGUAGUGGGUGAUAUUUCUCCUUCACCAUUCAAUUUUCCUGCACCUGGCAAGCGACCGUUCUCUUCCAUGUGUCCCACCAUUUUAACCGAUAACGACGGAAAAGUUCAGCUUGUUAUUGGUGCUUCUGGCGGGAAAAGGAUAACCACAGCUGUAUCACUUGUAUGUACAGUCGUUUCAUUCAAAUUUCCUUGGCGCUUAAGAUUUUAUAGCUAAGCUGAUAAGCAUUCUGUGGGCUGUAUAUUGAACCUCAUUAGGGGUGUAAUCAGGAUGCUUCAAGGAGAGUUCACACUGUAUCAAACGGAGGGUACUUACCAGUUUCCACCGACUAAAUAUUGUGGGUUGUUUGCUUAAAUCAAGGCUUACAAAAGGUAGGAGGGUCACGGGCCCCACCCCACCCCCCCCUCCCCACUCUAGCUACGCCCUUGCCCAUACUCGACACUUUGCUCAGAGAGCUAUUGAGAGUUUAGAAACACACACUCAUUUUUCAGUGGGUCGAAGUCUGUAGUCAAUCAAUCCGUCCCUCCAUCUCCAGGGCGGAUUCACACUGCCUCUGUAGUAAAUAUUGAAAGCAAGGAAGCUUAUAAUUAUUUUUGCACCUGCAGGUCUUAAUGAACAAACUCUGGUUUGGAGAUGACUUGUCAAAGGCGGUAAACAAACCUCGAUUGCACUCACAAAUGGUGCCUGAUCAGAGAGUAUUUUAUGAAAACAAUAAGAACUAUCGCAUCGACAAGUACGUAAUAGAAGGCUUAGCACAACGAGGUCACAACAUCACUGGCAGUGAUUUGUUUGCUGUGGUGCAGGCGAUUUCCAGGGAACCUGGAGGAAUAUACGCCAAGUCUGACCCGAGAAAGCAUGGUGUACCCGCGGGUCAAUAGAAGUGCGGAAUGUGAUUGGCCCAAUUAACUGGAUAACUAAACUAUUUAACAAAUAGAUUCCAAGUUGCCGUGCGUAAUAGAUCACAGAUGACGUGAAAAUGUGGUAAGAACAAAAAAGUGGCACACGAGGCACAGCCGAGUGUGUCACUGAUGUUCUAACCACAUUUUGAUGUCCUCUGUGAUCUAUUACUGAACAGACGCACGGCAACUUGGAAUCUAUUUGUUUUAUAUAAUAAAGAAUUUAAAAAAAAUUUUAAUUAUGACGUCAUCUAUACGUCUGUUUUCCAAUAGAUCAUAAUUGAAAACCAAUCAGAAUGCGUGCAUAACUGAGCUUAUUAUAUAAUUUAAAAUGGAUAAGUGUUAGCAAAAUAAACUUCGCAUUGCUUCGAAUGUUAAUAGCCAUAUCGAGAUUAUUUUUAGACUCCACCAGUGUCUCUGCAUAACACAGUGAUUCAAGGAAGGAUUUUAACAAUAUCACUGCUUGUAGCUGGUGGGUAAAAACUCAGUAAUUUCUGAAGGCAAAUAUAGUAUUUCUUGUUCCUCUCUGUAAGGGCGGUUACUUACCUACUUCAUUCUGCCAACCGCAUAAUGCAAAACACACCAUGGAAAGCAGUACACUGAGUGAGGUUUGAUUACAGAGUAGCUCAUCUUGAAAUCAAACAAUAUAAUACAGGAGCAAAAAACUCUUUAAGAUUCACACGUUCCAUGCAAUUUUUGAAAAGUCCGCCCAGAAGAGAGUCAAUCGAGAGCAUCUCAAAGAAUCAUCACACUCGCACACCUGUUUCCAAGUUUCCAAUAAACUCAUAUCAUUUCCACUAAUAUUGGCCUAAACUGGCUAUCGGCAGGAGCCCAUUACUCGCUGCUAUCGGGAAAUGUUAACCUUUUUACCGUGUACUCGAAGAGGGGUUUAUAAUCCCUUGGUGCAGCUCCGUUAACAGUGCGCGUUGAAGAAGACUACAAAUCUCAAGUUUCCAAAGGGAGCAGUUGUUAUUUAUCGUCUGGUGGGGGAGGGGUUGGAGGAUUUUGGGGAUCACAUGGUUCUCAGAGGGGGAAGGGAGGGGAGAUCAGUCGUUACUAUCAGAGUAUAAAGGGGGUGAGCAUAAAAAAGUGACUGCUAUUUAGGGGGAUCAUGACAAUAACACAAAGCCUUAAGGGGGGAUCAGGAUAAUUUCAUUGAGACACAACCAGAAUCCUACGAACCCCUCCCUCUCUGGGGUAAAUAAUGAGCGUUCCUAGCUUAUUCAUUAUUUAUUACGCCAUAAAAAACAUUUUUAACACUUUAAAUCCCAGAUCAAAUUGUAAUUCUCCUUACUGUCAACCAUACAAUUCUUAUGAUGUUAGUUCAGAGAAUUUAGUACUGGAUCAACUAAUUAUCCCCAAAUUGUGUUUUUCAUUAUUCUCAUCACUUAGCUGGUUGAUGUUGUAUUGAUAUUGUAAGGAGAAAUUCUUCCUUGGUCUCUUAUGGUUAACACUGAAGAAACUGUGGCAUCCUAGGCAUUUUUGCGUGACAUUUAUGUACAAAAAAACAAAACAAAACAAAUGAAGAAACUAAAAUACAAGCUCAGAAGAAAGAGGUUGACAAAAAUAAACGAGAAAGGUUCAGUCACUACGCAUGCUUCAAUUUACGCAACGUUCUAUUUUGGUUUUAUAUUUACUCUUACACAGAAAAGAAAUGUCCAGGAUUAUCUACUUGAGUGAGUUGCCGCGCAUUUUGUUACAAAGGUCUUUUGUCCGUGAUUUUUUUGGUUGCAAAGACGCACUUUGGUUUGCGUAGAGAGUUUUCAUUAGAGUGGAUUGACCAACCGUUCGAUGAGCCAAAAAAAUGGUUGGUGUAUUGAGGUGCCUCUUAUGACUCUAUGAAGAGGUGGACUUAUCGGAGGUUUUACCGAACGGUAAAAGAAAAAAAAAGAAAAUACGCCUCAAGCUAAACGUGUUUGGUCAGAUAUCGUGUUUCUAAAGAAAUGUCUGACCUUUUGCUCCCGAAAGUUUAAGAUAUAAUUAAGUUUAAGAUAUAAUUAAAAUGCUUAGAAAAGUCUCAAUUGAGUACGUUGGCGCUCCCUGUGAAAUCAGAUCUUGGGAAGAGCUGGGCGCAAACUGUUAGUUGACACAUCGUAACGGAUUGAAUAUUUCGAGAUAUUACUACAAGAAUACAAAAAAGAUUCAUAUUGCGAAGCUAACACUUUCCUGAGAGUCGAGUUCGACUUUCAUUUCCGUUCAAGGUUCAGUUUACAACAAGAAUAGCAAUGGCAACCGAAGAUUCAUCAAGACGGGAAGUCCAAACAGUUUAAGUAAGCAAAGUUUUCCUUCUCUCUGUAUGAUGCUGAUUUGCAGUUGUUAGUGAGCACAUGUAACGUUAGCCUAAGUUAAGGAAAGUGUUUAAGAGUUCAGUCUACCGCUCUGCACAAUUACCAACAAUCCGUCAUAUACAAAGGGUAAUAUGUCAUAUUCAAUUAAAGGGCAACACUGCAAAUUUUCGCUCCAGAAUUCUGUUUUCCGGUUCGAUCUUGGUAGAGAUAUAAUGAAUUAUUUCCCGGAAAUCUGAGUGCAGAUCGUAGGUUGUAUUUGGAAGACUGGCUAUGACACGCUACUCCAAAUAUCUGUCAAUGAACACACAAUACGUCUGAUAAGACAUCCAAGACUAAGAAAACGGCACACAGUGAUUUUAAGGAACAAUCUCGGCUGAAAUGUUUAGCGGUUCCCAUAAAAACAGCAACUUUGUGAAUUUAUAAUACGAGGUAGUACAAGUAAACAUUUCAGAGUACCUUGAUUUCGACAAGAUCUUUGCCGCAGUUACAAAUAUAAUGAUCGAACGUAUGAAAGUGAUAUAGUGACGUGGACGCACAAGACAAUCAAUAAUACGAUGCAUUAGCAAGGAAUCAUCGUUCUUCGCUGUAUGAGCAUUGAUUGGAACGAGAUCUGAUGUUGAGUUAAAGAACCACGAUUUUGAAGGUGUGAAUUCUUUAGUUAUAGGAGGAAAUAUGAACUUUGAUUUCAGACGGUAUAGCGAUUGGAUGUUGUGAUUAUUUCAGAAAAAUGUAACGUGUCUAUCCACGUCAUCGGAUAAGUUUGAUUUCAAUUUUGCCGUAUGUAACAAAGCUAGAAUCCGUUAGAAAGUCAAAAUGGUCUUUUCAAAAACAUCAUACAUAUAGACUUUAAAGUUUCUUGUAACUAUUGUAAAUUCUUCAUCGAGUUUGCCGGGAAACAAAAAUUAGUCUUGCGAAAUAUGAACUUUGAUUUACGACGGUAUAACGAUUAGAUGUCGUGAUUAUGCAAGAAAAAUAUAACGUUUCAAUUCACGUCAACGGAUAAGUUUUGUUUCAAUUUUGUUGGAGUUAAAUGCUGGAAUUCGCUAUAAAGUUGAAAGGGUCGUUUAAAAAACAUCACACAUUUAUACUUUAUAGUUACUUUUAAUUAUUGUAAAUUCUUCACUGAGUUCGCAAACAAACAAAACUUAGCCUUCCUAAUUGGAUCCCAUUUCCCCAGGCAAUUAUACACUUGGGUAAGCCGGAGACUGUGUUAGGCUACCCCUGACCUGACUGACCUACAGUUUCGUUGAAAUUAUUUGAGCAUAGUUUAGAAAACAUCGAGAAAUGCUAGCUGAGCAGCAUAAUAUACUACAUUUACUAACACAGUCUAUAAGGGCCUAAACCCGGGUGAAAAACUUCUGGAGAGUUCAACGGACAGGAAGGAAAAUGUAUUACUUAGCUACUGAUAAGAUUUGUGUUUGUGUAUAACAAGUCAGGGUUAAUGUUGGGUUAGGGAGGGGUAGGUGGGCAGUUGCUCAAAUACUGAUAUUGAUCCCAAUUUUCUAUAGUCCCGCCUUUAUUCUCUGUUGACGAUGACUGAUCCCCUCCCUUCCCCCCGCAAAUAAAUCCUCUAAUCUCCCUUCCCCCCCCCCUCGACAGGCGGUAGAUAAUUACUGGUCGCUAAGGAAAGGAAUAUAAAGAUGGACGCAGUAAUCUGCCAACAGAAAUAGUUAAAUUAAAGAUUUUAUGUUGCAACUUUAACCAGGAUUGCAAGAAUCUAUUUAUAUAUCAUGUUUAGCUGCAAAAGUAAUUCUUAUUCUUACCCAAAUAAUUUAAAAGAUCCUGAACGAGUCAAAAACUAACCUGAAAGUGUUUUUUUUUUAGGGACUUGGCAUGCAGUAAGUGUGGAAAAAUAAUAAUCGGCGUCAUAGUAGUAUUGUGUAUAAUAGGUCUCGUAGUUGGGCUGGUCUAUUAUUUCGUACUUCGUCGCGAUAAAUCAUUCGGCGGACCCUAUAAAAGAGAAGCCGUUGCCACGGAUACACAGCAGUGUUCUGAAAUAGGAGAAAACAUCCUAAAGGCAAACGGCUCUGCAGUGGAUGCUGCCAUCGCCGCCAUGUUCUGUUUGGGUGUGGUCAGCAUGCACUCAUCAGGGAUAGGAGGUGGGGGAGUGAUGUUAGUGUACAAUCAAACAUUAAAGCAAGCCACAGUCAUCGAUUUCAGAGAAACUGCCCCAGGUACAGCCUACUGGGAUAUGUUCAAGGGCAAAGAGGAAGAAGCCAAGAAAGGUCUCCAAAAUUUUUUUUUUUUGCAUAAUUUUUUGUGAGCUUAUAUAUACAUUAUUCAUCGAAGUGGAGGUGAAUAACUGUUUUAGUACAUACCACACGGAUACAAAAAAUUGGCUAAAAAUAUAUCAAAAAAUGUUCGGAAGUUAAACUCUUGACGCGAGAUUUUUUUCUCUUCGGCUGCUCGGAGGUGAAAUGGUACUUGCUAUUUACUUACGAGUUAGCCAAUCAGCGUGCGUGUAAAACAUUCUUCACUUGUGUGGUUUACACUACUUUUUAACUAUUGUUUAUUCCGCUUUGAUAGAUUAAUUGACAUUUUCCCCAAUUCAGUGUGUCUCAAUGGUUCUACUUAAUCAUGCAAACGUACUCGUUCUCUACUUCGAAGUUUUGGACUCCUUGACAGCACUUUAAAUCUUGCAAGAAAAUAGGCGCGUUAAACUAAGUCUAUAAAUACCUUGUCUGUGAAGUUUAUUAAUGUCUGUCUAGGGAAAUACCUUACCUACACAGACGGUACAAACGAAUUGACGAACUAUAUUUAAAAACCCACAAAAACGUCAACUUAACAAGCUUUAAUCUUAGGUGGUCGGUCCAUCGCUGUUCCCGGCGAGGUGCGCGGUCAGUUCGAGGCUUGGAAACGACAUGGUCGGUUACCAUGGAAACGCCUUGUUCAACCCGCCAUCGAUUUGGCCAAAAAUGGGUUUAAAGCAUCUAAAGCACUGGAUGAUGCACUAAAAACGACCAAAGGAAUCGAGGAAGAUAUUAAAAAUGACCCUGGUUUAAGGUCAGAAAUAUUCAUAAUUGCUAUGUGACAAAGGCAAUUUGUAUAUACGAAAACAACGGAUAGCGUUAAAGGCGCGCUCUGAUUGGCUACUCAACCCCAAGCAAAUCCUUGUAAAACACAGUAAUUUAUAUGAUAAUAAAAAACUUUUACCUCAGUGGCGGUGGUUAGUGGCGGAAAUUUACCACCACUAGCCACCUCUCCUUCGGUGAAUCGUAGUUUGAUACCAGAGUCUUCUAUGGGAAGAUUGUUCUCUCAGAGCGAAAUAUUUUUGUUCGUAUGCAGCUGGGUUAUGAGAUAAUUUACGUUAAUGAAUUUUCAAUUUUUUCAGUGAACUGCUCCUGGUUGAUAAUAAAAGGCUUGUUAAGAAAGGAGACGUUAUUAAGAAUGAAAAGUACGCAACGACCCUGGAAACGGUGCGUGACGAUCCAGAAUCUUUUUACAAUGGAGCACUUGCCAGAGACAUUAUCAGUGAUUUGAAGAAAAUCAAUGGGAUGGUGACUGAGAGUGAUUUAAGAGAUUACAGACCGAUCCCGAGAGAGUCGUAUCAGAAAGAACUCUCGGGCAUGAAAAUGUACCUGACCCCACCCCCGACCAGUGGCGCCGUGCUUGGGCUCAUCUUGAACAUUUUGCGAGGUAGGAGUUCUCGUCAAAAUGUUGUUAUUAUUAUUAUUAUUAUUAUUAUUAUUAUUAUUAUUAUAGUCAUGAUUAUAGUCAUCAUUAUUAUAUUCUUAUAUCUAACUCGCCGUCUCAAAAACACUGUGAUCAAUAUAGUACAUGAAGCACAUAUAGUUCCCCUUCCUUGUGCGCACACUCUAGUUCACGUUCAAAAGACCAGAGUGACUAGUCCUUAGGUAUCGCCUUGGAAGGGAGAGAGGGGGGAGGGGGGAGGGGGGGAAGGGGAAGGGAAAGGGGAAGGGGAAGGGGGAAGGGGGAUGGGGAUGGGGGAGGGGGGAAGGGGAAGGGGAAGGGGGAAAGGGGGGGGGGGGAAAGCAGGGGAAGGGGGGUAGGGGGUGGAGGAUUUCUAUUGCGUCACGAUAAAAUUUACUUGAUCCCCUGGUAACAUUCUUAUCAUCCCCCUUCCUAACCCCCUUUUAAGAACUGGUGCGGCAUGUUUGGUGGGUAUUUCUAGUUGGAGCGUGUUAUGUUUGAAUUCGCUGACGAAGUCAUUUUCACCUUUUACACCCUCACAUCAGUAUGCAUAUCCUCCAAACUAUUCUCUAUACGUUUCUUAAGGGGCUGACAAGGAGAAGUUGGUUAGCAAUGUAGAACUUCUUUACUUGAUGAUCAUUUCAUUUAUUCUCGUGACCUAAAAGUUUGAUUCAGGACUGAUAUCGUUGGGAGAACUUAGAUGCUAGUCACUCUUAGGAGUUAAAAGGUUAAUUAGACGAAACCGGUGGAAAAUGCAAAAAAAAAAAAAGUCGUCAACAUUGUUUGCUGCACACUACUCACCAAGUCUUGCUUAAGAAAUGUCAUUUUUUUUCCUUUUUUUAAUGUAGGGUACAAUAUGACGUCGUCAGCCUUUAAAGACAAGAAAUCCUCUGUGCUUACGUAUCACCGGAUAAUUGAAGCCUUUAAGUUCAGUUAUGCAUGGCGUAGUCUGCUUGGAGAUCCGGAUUUCCAUUCAGACAUCAUGGUAGGUGGAAAUAAUUCAGUGAUUCAAAUGCCAGCUUUAUGACAUUUUCCGUACAGAUAUAAUAUCAGAGGGUUUUCCGGUAGGCCCUUAGAGAUUGUGCUUGCAUAAUUUUUGGCAUAGUUUGGAAAAACGAGCUUAAUUUUUGCUUUUUAGUAAAAGUAUCACUUUUAGCAGAAUCAGUAUAUUUCCAGCAUUUUUUGAAGAGAACCAGAUUCAUCACUGGAUUGUUCUCUUAGAUUGAUUAUUUUCAAGUUUGCCCCAUGGUUUGGUCUAUUUUCAAUUUUUCAAUGUCUUUGGGGAAAAAAGUAAUCGCAGUACCUGGUCAUUCGUCGUCCAGAGACUGGCACACCGAAAGUAAAGAUUGCGUCCCAAUUUCCGCUUUCACAGGCAAAAAAAAUGGCAUCAAAGAGAAACGCGUACAGUAACAUCAUAAAUUUUAACACAUUAUGUCGCCGCUUGAAGUCUUGAAUUAAGUGCAGUAGUUAAUUGUGCCUGCAUGUAUGUAACUCAAAAUAAAGAAUAAAGGGGUUAAGUUCUGAAAGAAACUGUGGUGCUUUGAUAACGUGAAUUGACCACCGUAGCUUUGGAAACUCUUUAAGGUGGCCAAUUUACAUUAUCAGCUUAGUUGAUAAAACCAAAUUAUUAAAAUGAAGAAGUAUCGACGAUUCGUGCCUAAAUAAAAAUAAAUUUUUAAUUUGGACUUGUUUUGUUUUUCUGUUGUGAAAAUGGUACCUUUAAAAGGAUUAGCAUAAUUUUCAAAAACAAGCACAAUAUUAAGCAUAACUUAGGAAAAAUAAAGCAAUGCUAGUUAAAAAAAAAAGAAGCCUUGACUAUGCUCCGUUCUGUUGUAAAGCAUGCAGGAAGCGGCUAGAGCACGGAAGAAGUACAGGAAGUAACACGAGAUGUAGUCGAGUGUUCCUCCCCACUUCUUGAGAUACGAAACAAUAUAUACUACACGAGUGUUAGCUGUGUUUGAUUGUUAUUACUUUACGUAAGCUUGCAAUCUAACUGAGUGUGAAAACUUUCAAAACUCGGACUGUCCAUUUCAUUUUCUCCUCGAGGAAUUUCGUGUCUGCUCACGUUAUAAUAAGGUUAAUUACGGCGCCUGGCAUGUUUACAUACCUUUUUUUAGUUCUUCUGUUGCCAUUUGCCGACCCGCCUGUUCCGAAAUUUCUCUUUACAUUUAAGAAAAAAAAACCAGAGAAAAGUCCUGGAAAAGGUUAGACAUAGUACAAUUUGGCAUAUGGCGUGACAGCUCUAUGCUCUAUACUCUCAUUGAGCACGCUCUUUCAACCAAUGACAGCGCGCGUUACAUCCGAACUUUAUCAUAAUAGCACAAUAUGCUACUUUUACUCGCACAGUAUUUAAGAGCCUACUCUCUGGUUGAUUUUUGUCAGCCCUUUGUUGUUAGCGAUCACACAAGAUAGUAAUCUCUUAACUGGAGUCCGAAUUGCGCACUCAGACUCUCAAAAGAAACCAACUCCAGAUUGAAAAAUGUAUUUAAAUUUGCUUCAUUUUGCUGCAAUAAGGCGCAUGUUACCUUCCAGCAAGAUAAGUGAACGCUAUUUUAAAACGAGCCAUUAAAAAGGCAAAUGGAAAAACAAGAAUUAAAAAGAGCCAGUGAUAACUCUGUGUUAACGAAUGUGGCCGACCUCACGCGGGAAAACCAGGGUGACCAAACCUGAUUACAUUUUGUCCGGGGACGAUGAGGUUCGCCCUUGAUUAAGCUUUGCCUCUGGUUGGUUGAGCGAAUGGGAGCAACUUUCGAAGACAAUUGGCAGCAGUUGCGAAUUAUCUUAUUCAAAAUUCGCACAACAAAGUUGAGUCAGAAUCACCAGAACAUUAGCUGAAUAUUAUGCAAAUUUGGUGAUAUUUCAGUGGAGAGCAUCACAGAUGUUGGAGCCAAAAACAGGCAAUCGCCUACGUAACAAAAUAUGGGAUGACAAGACCCACAAAGAUGUAAGCUAUUACGCGGACUUCUUUUCGAACGCUGAUUACGGCACUACCCACGUGGCUGUUCUGGCCCCAGAUGGAGACGCAGUUUCCGUGACAUCUACUAUCAACAUGAGGUGAGUUUAGAACCAAUCAAUAUUGGACAAGCGGGCUUAAACCUGAGCCUGCUUAGCGGGUAGUUUUGUGUUCUCUUUGAAGUGUUCAGGGUGAAGGAGGUACAGAAUCGGGCAGGGAAGCCACGAGGGGCCUAGGAUGAAAAUUAUUGGGGAGUUACUCGAACUUCCGCAGCUCGUUUACCACAGUUAUUUUCAUCAAGUGCCCAAAAAAUACGACAACUGCGAGCGGCAGAUGAACCUAUUGACUUUGAUACUAUCGUUGUUAAAGAGGGCAAUGGCAUCUUCUUCUCGAAAUGCUCUCGUCGGAACCCAACACACGCAGCCGUAUUUCAAGGUCAGAAUAAAGGCCACAACUUGACUAUCACUUCUCACCUAUUACAGCCUUGUCGUUUGAAUCUUUCAUUACUGUUUUCGAAAGAGCGCGUGUUCAGUGGGCUCAGAAUCUGGCCUCAAAAGAGGUCGUAUUCUUUUCUUUUUGCCAAACGCUCGAUUUUUUUUUUAAAAAUGAAGCCUCACGAUAAACUUUUCGCACAAUGUUAUGACAGCAAUAAAUUUGACACAGGAUACUAACUUAACCCCAUCUUUUUAUCGCAAUGAGGCAGCUCAUAAAUGUUCGUGAAGGAUGGACCCAGAAAAAAAGAGAUGAAACUGACAAAACUUACCACUAGUUGCAUUGUAUUCUAGUGAUACCGUGAACUGUUUUUGUGUUUAAUAAUAGGUUCGGUGCUAAAUACCGAUCCACUACCACAGGCAUCAUUUACAACAAUGAGAUGGCAGAUUUUGAUAUUCCUGAUUACGAAGUAGUGGGUGAUAUUUCUCCUUCACCAUUCAAUUGGCCUCGGCCAGGCAAGCGACCGUUCUCUUCCAUGUGUCCCACCAUUUUAACUGAUAACGACGGAAAAGUUCAGCUUGUUAUUGGUGCUUCUGGCGGGAAAAGGAUAACCACAGCUGUAUCACUGGUACGUCCAAUCGUUUCAUUCAAAAUUCCUUGACUCUUAAGAUUUUAUAGCUAAGCUGAUAAGCAUUCUGUGGGCUGUAUAUGUGGGUCGAAGUCUGUAGUCAAUUAAUCCGUCCCUCCAUCUCCAGAGCGGAUUCACACCGCCUCUGUGAUAAAUAUUGAAAGCAAGGAAGCUUAUAAUUAUUUUUGCACCUGCAGGUCUUAAUGAACAAACUCUGGUUUGGAAAUGACUUGUCUAAGGCGGUAAACAAACCUCGAUUGCACACACAAAUGGUGCCUGAUCAGAGAGUAUUUUAUGAAAACAAUAAGGACUAUCGCAUCGACAAGUACGUAAUAGAAGGCUUAGAACAACGAGGUCACAACAUCACUGGCAGUGAUUUUUUUGCUGUGGUGCAGGCGAUUUCCAGGGAAACUGGAGGAAUAUACGCCAAGUCUGACCCGAGAAAGCAUGGUGUACCCGCAGGUCAAUAGAAGUGCGGGUCAACAGAAGUGCGGUCCCCUUAAGCGAUGCUUAAGGGGAAUGCAAUUGGCGCAAUUAACUGGAUAACUGAACUAUUUUAGAAUGGAUAAGUCUAAGCAAAAUAAACUUCGUAUUGCUUCGAAUAUUAAUAGCCAUAUCGAGAUAAUUUUUAGACUCCACCAGUGUCUCUGCAUAACACAGUGAUUCAAGGAAGCAUUUCUUUUAACAAUACCACUGCUUGUAGCUGGUGGGUAAAAACUCAGUAACUUCUGAAGGCAAAUAUAGUAUUUCUUGUUCCUCUCUGUAAGGGCGGUUACUUACCUACUUCAUUCUGCCAACCGCAUAAUGCAAAACACACCAUGGAAAGCAGUACACUGAGUGAGGUUUGAUUACAGAGUAGCUCAUCUUGAAAUCAAACAAUAUAAUACAGGAGCAAAAAACUCUUUAAGAUUCACACGUUCCAUGCAAUUUUUGAAAAGUCCGCCCAGAAGAGAGUCAAUCGAGAGCAUCUCAAAGAAUCAUCACACUCGUACACCUGUUUCCAAGUUUCCAAUAAACUCAUAUCAUUUCCACUAAUAUUGGCCUAAACUGGCUAUCGGCAGGAGCCUAUUACUCGCUGCUAUCGGGAAAUGUUAACCUUUUUACCUUGUACUCGAAGAGGGGUUUAUAAUCCCUUAGUGCAGCUUCGUUAACAGUGCGCGUUGGAGAAGACUACAAAUCUUAGGUUUCCUAAGGGAGCAGUUGUUAUUUAUCGUCUGGCGAGGGGGGGGUAGGAGGACUUUGGGGAUCACAUGGUUCUCAGGAGGGGAAGGGAGGGGAGAUCAGUCGUUGCUAUCAGAGUAUAAAGGGGGUGAGCAUAAAAAAGUGACUGCUAUUAAGGGGGAUCAUGACAAUGACACAAAGCCUUAAGGGGGAAUCGGGAUAAUUUCAUUGAGACACAACCAAAAUCCUACGACCCCCUCCCUCUGUGGGGUAAAUAAUGAGCGUUCUUAGCGUAUUCAUUAUUUAUUACGCCAUAAAAACAUUUUUAACACUGAAGAAACUAUAGCAUUCUAAACAUGUUUGCGAAGCAUUUACGUACAAAAACAAAACAAAACAAAACAAAACAAAGUAAAAUACAAGCUCAGAAGAAAAAGGUUGACAAAAAUAAACGAGAAAGGUGCAGUUUCUACGGAUGCUUCAAUUUACGCAACGUUCUACUUUUAAUUAGUUUUUUAUUUACUCUUACACAGAAAAGAAAUGUCAAGGUUUAUCUGCUUGAGUGAAUUGCCGCACAUUUUGUUACAAUGUUCUUUUGUCCGUGAUUGUUUUGGUUGCUAAGACACACUUUGGUUUGCUUAGAGAGUUUACAUUAGAGCGCAUUAACGAACCAUUCGAUGAGCCAAAAAAAUGGUCGGUGUAGUGAGGUGCCUCUUCUGAAUCUUAUGAAGAGGUGGCCUUAUUGGAGGUUUUACCGAAAGGUAAAAUAAACUGAGAAUACGCCUCAAGCUAAACGUGUUGUGGUCAUAUAUCGUGUUUAUCAAACAGUCAAUAUCGCGGUUACUGAAGAAAAGCUUGACCUUUUGCUCCCAAAAGUUUAAGAAAAAAGAAAAGAAAAGUCUUAAUUUUCAUUCAAAAAACACUCGCAGAACACGUCUAGGUUAGCACUCCCUUUGAAAUCAGACCUUGGAGAAGAGCUGAGCACAAAAGGUUAAUUGAAACAUUAGGGAUUGGAUAUUUCGAGAUAUUACUACAAGAGCACAAAAGAGAUUCAUAUUCCGAAGCCAGCAUUUUCCUGAGAGUCGAGUUCGACUGUUACAGUUCCCCUCAAGGUUCAGUUUACAACACGAAUAGCAAUGGCAGCCGAAGAUCCAACAAGCAACGCAGGUCAAGAAGACAGGAAGUGCACAAGGAAGAGGUUUAAGUGAGUAAAGAUUUCCUCCUUCUGUAUGAUGUUGAUUUGCAGUUGUUGGUGAACAUAUGUAAUGCUAACCUAAGCCAAGAAAAUUUUUUAAGAGUUCAGUUUACCGCUCAACACAACUAUCAACAUUCCGUCAAAUACACAGGGAAAUAUGUCAUAUUCAGCAAAAAGGGCGAAACUGGAAAUUUUCGCUUCAGAAUUCUCCGGAAAUCUUAGUGCAGAUGGUAGGUUGUAUUUGGAAGACUGGCUAUAACACGCCACUCCAAAUAUCUAUCAAUGAACACACAAAACGUCUGAUAAGACAUCCGAGACCGAGAAAACGGCACAUAGUGAAUUCACUUUGUGAAUUUAUAAACGAGGUUUUACAUGUAAACAUUUCAGUGUAACUAAGUUUCGACAAGAUAUUUACCAGUUAGAAAUGUAAUCGAACAUAUCUAAGUGAUAUGGUGACGUAGACGCACAAGAUAAUAAUAACACGAUGCAUUAGCAAGGAAUCAUUGUUCUCUGCUUUGUGAGCAUUGACUGAAACGAGAUCUGAUGUUGACUUACAAAAGCACGAUUUUAAAGACGUGAAUUGUAAAGUUGUAGCAGGAAAUAUGAACUUUAGUUGCAGACGGUAUAACUAUCGGAUGAUGUGAUUAUUGCAGAAAAAUAUAUCGUUUCAAUUCGUGUCAUCGGAUAACUUUGAUUUCAAUUUUGCUGCAUCUAACAACGCUGGAAUCCGGUAUAAAGUUGAAAGGGUCGUUUCAAAAAUAUCACACUUAAAUACUUUGUAGUUACUUUUAAUUAUUGUAAAUUCUUCAUUGAGUUUGCCAGAAAUAAAAAAAUAGCCUUUGGAAUUGGAUCCCAAUUCCCAAGGCAACUAUAUAUUUGGGUAGGCUGACAACAUUGUUGGGUUACUUCAUGACCUGACUGACCUACAGUUUCGUUGAAAUUGUUUGAGCAAAGUUUUGAAAACAUCGGGAAAUACUAGCCGCAUAAUAUACUACAAUUACUAACACAGUGUACAAGGGCUUAAACCCGGGUGAAGAACUUAUUGAGAGUUCAAUAGACAGGAAGGAAAUUUUGUUACUUAGCUAUUGCUAAGAUUUGUGUUUGAGAGGGUUAUCAGGGAUCUAUUUGUACAUCAUGUCUAGCUGCAAACGUAAUUUUUAUUCUUACUCAAAGAAUUUGAAAGGUCAUGAACGAGUCAAAAAUUAUCAUAUAAACUAAUCUUCAUGUGUUUUUUUAAGGGACUGGGCAUGCAGUAGGUGUGGUAAAAUAACAAUCUGCGUCAUCUCCAUAGCAGUAGUGGCUGUGAUAGGUGUCGUACCUUGUGUCGUACUUCAUCGCGAUAAAUCAUUUGGCGGACCCUAUAAAAGAGAAGCCGUUGCCACGGAUACACAGCAGUGUUCUGACAUAGGAGAAAACAUCCUAAAGGCAAACGGCUCUGCGGUGGAUGCUGCCAUCGCCGCCAUGUUCUGUUUGGGUGUGGUCAGCAUGCACUCAUCAGGGAUAGGAGGUGGGGGAGUGAUGUUAGUGUACAAUCAAACAUUAAAGCAAGCCACAGUCAUCGAUUUCAGAGAAACUGCCCCAGCUACAGCCUACCGGGAUAUGUUCAAGGGCAAAGAGGAAGAAGCCAAGAAAGGUCUGUACUUUUAUUUUUGCAUGAUUUUGUUGUGGAUCCAUAAAUACAAAUAUUCACCGUAGUGGAGGUGAAUGAUUGUUUUAGUAUAUUCCACACCGAUACCAAAAAAUAAGCUAAAAAUACAUAAAAAAAUGUUCAGAAGUUAAACUCUUGACCCGAGAUUUUGUCUCUUCGGCUGCUCUUUAGUGAAUAGUACUUGCUAUUCGCUUCCAAGCAGCCAAUCAGCGCGCGCAUAAAACACUGUUCACUUGUGUGGUAUACACUACUUUUUAAUUACUGUUUAUUCCGCUUGAACAGAUUAAUUGACCUUUUCCCCAAUACAGUGUAUCUCAGUGCUAAUUAAUCAAUGCAAACGUAGUUUCUUCCUCUACUACGAAGUUUUGGACUCCUUGACAGUACUUUAAAUCUUGCAAGUCCCUAGAUACUUCGUCUAUUAGGUUUAUCAAUGACUGUCUAGGGAAAUACGUAUACCUUACCUACACAGACGUCACCAACGAGUUGAAGAACUAUAUUUUUUUAAAAAAACUCGCAAAAACGCCAACUUAACAAGCUUUAAUUUUAGGUGGCCUGUGCAUCGCUGUUCCCGGCGAGGUGCGCGGUCAGUUCGAGGCUUGGAAACGACAUGGUCGGUUAACAUGGAAACGCCUUGUUCAACCCGCUAUCAAUUUGGCCAAAAAUGGGUUUAAAGCAUCUAAAGCACUGGAUGAUGCACUAACGACCAAAGGAAUCGAGAAAGAUAUUAGAAAUGACCCCGGUUUAAGGUAAGAAAUAAUCAUAAUUGCUAUGUGACAAAGGCAAAUUGUAUAUACGAAAACAGAGGAUAGCGUUAAAGGCGCGCUCUGAUUGGCUACUCAAACCUUAAACAUUGUUUGCUAUUCACCUCCGAGCAUGUCGCCCGAAAAUGUUGUAAUCGUUGCAGGAGUAAAUGAUUUAAAAUAACCUUUUUGUGCUAUAGUAUCUCACUGUUUUAGUAUAUAAUAAAUAGAGAAUAAUACAUACGCACGCUAGAUAUGGAAUUUCUUUUCGAGUGUUUUACUCGAUAGCUCGCGAUUGAGCGCAGCGAACGAGCGAGAUGUCGAGUCAAACACGAGAAGAGAAAUCCUAUAUCUACACGCAACCAUGUAUUAUUUUGUUUAUCAUAUAAUCACAAUGGCCCUUCACUGACAAGAAAAGUCGACUUUAUUAACGAAUGAAAAUAAAAGGAUCGACAAUCCCCGAAUGAAAAUUGUAAAGUGAGUUUGCGUUGAGGCUCAAGAUGAAAAAAAAGCGUCACUAAGUUUUUCCUUACCGACAGAAGAAAUCUAAAUCAGGUACACAGCCCAAAGCGGCCUGUGAUAAAUCUUCCAGUUGUCGAUUUUCAUUCUCAGCCGCGAGAAAUGCCAUUACUAAAGUCACUGAAUACGUAACUUUCGGUUUUUCUUUUCGUAUUUUGUUUUUUUUCCCUUCCGGAAAAGUUUGAACGUCACUGUCUGUAAGCGUUACGAAGUUUUCAGUGUUUUAGCAGCCACGAUUCGAGAAAAUUUCGAAAAACAACCAUGGAUUGGGAAUGGUGAGGCUUUGCUCUUCAUUUGUCAAACUGACGGAGGGGCAAGAAAUUAAGGCCAGUGACCUGCCAGCAGCUGAUUGACGAUAUCAAACACACGCGACAAAAUAUCGUAUUUUUUUACGUGUGUUGUUUUGGCUUUUCUCAGGGCUGGAAAUCCUUGUAUAACACUAUAGUUUAUAUGAUAAUAAACAAAUUUUUACCUUAGUGACGGUAGCUAGUGGCGGAUAUUUACCACCACAAGCCACCUCCCCAUCAGUGAAUAGUAGUUUGGUACCAGAGAAGUCUUCUAUGAGAAGAUUAUUCUCUCAAAGCAACAGAUCUUUGUUUACAUACUGCUGGAUAAUGUGAUAAUUUACGUCACUGAAUUUUAAUUUUUUCAGUGAACUGCUCCUGGUUGAUAAUAAAAGGCUUGUUAAGAAAGGAGACGUCAUUAAGAAUGAAAAGUACGCAACGACCCUGGAAAGAGUGCGUGACGAUCCAGAAUCUUUUUACGAUACAUCAGAUGGAGAGCUUGGCAGAGAAAUUAUAAGUGAUUUGCAGACAGUCAGUGGAAAGGUGACUGACCGUGAUUUAAGAGAUUACAGGCCGAUCACGAGAGAGUCAUAUCAGAGAGAACUCUCGGGCAUGAAAAUGUACCUGACCCCACCCCCGACAAGUGGCGCCGUGCUUGGGCUCAUCUUGAACAUUUUGCAAGGUAGGAGUUCUCGUCACUGUGAUCAAUAUAGCCCAUAUGGCACAUAUAGCUCCCCUUCCUUAUGCACACACUCCUCUUCACGCUUAAAAAAUGACUAGUCCUUUGUUAUCGCCUGGAAGGGGGGAGGGGGGGGGUUGUGGAUGAUGAGAUCUCGUCACGAUGAAAUUUACCUGAUCCCUCAGCAACAUUCUUAUGAUCCCCACCGGUCCCCCCCUUUUAAGAUCUGGUGAGGCAUGUUUGUUGGGUAUUUCUUGUUGGAGCGUGUUAUGUUUGAAUUCGCUGACAAACUCAGUUUAUUUGGACGAAACCGAAAGAGAAAUAAAAAAGUUGAGUCGUCAACAUUGUUCGCUCUGUACUACUCACCAAGCCCUGUUUGAGAAGUGUCAUUUUUUCUUUCUCCUUUUUUUGAUGUAGGAUACAAAAUGACGUCAUCAGCCUUUAAAGACAAGAAAUCCUCUGUGCUUACGUAUCACCGAAUCAUUGAAGCCUUUAAGUUCAGUUAUGCAUGGCGCGGUCUGCUUGGACACGUCCAAUCCAAACAUCAAGGUAGGUGGAAAUCAUUCAGUGGUACAAAUUAUGCCAGUUUUUACGUUUUCCGUAAGGAUGUGAAAUCAGAGGGCUCUUAGAGAUAGACUGUGCUUGCAUAAUUUUGACAUGAUUUGAAAAACGAGAAUAAUUUUUGCUCUUUUGUAAAAGUAGCACCACUAGCAUAAUCAUCAUAUUUUCAGUAUUCUUCGAGGCGAAGAUUACUAGAUUCAUAGCUGGAUUUUUUUCCACGAUUGAUUAUUUUCAAGUUCGGCCCAUGGUUCAGUCUAUUUCCAAUUUUGCAAUGUCUUCAGGAAAGAAAGCAAUCGCAAAGAAUGCGUCUGUCCCAGUUUCCGCUUUCACAGGCGACAAAAUGGCGUCGAAAAGAAACGCGACGCUAACAUCGUAUAUUUUGACACAUUAUGUCACCGCUUGAAGUUUUGAACUAAGUGCAGUAGUUAAUUGUGUCUGCAUGUUUGUAACUCAAAAUAUAGAAAAAAAGGGGGUAAGUUUGCAAAGAAACUGUGAUGCUUUGUUAAUGCAAAUCGGCCACCUUAGCUUUAGAAACUCUUUAAGGUGGCAAAUUUACAUUAUUAACUCAGUUGAUAAAACCAAGUUAUUAAAAUAAAAAAGUAUUUCGACGAUUCGUGCAAAAAUAACGAUACAUUUUUAACUUGGAUUUGUUUUUUUUUCUGUUGCGAAAAGGGUACUUUAAAAAGAAGUAGCAUAAUUUUUAAAAACGAGCAUAAUUUUAAGCGUAACUUGGAAAAAAUAGAGCAAUGCCAGUAGCAUAAUAUUCAACUCUUACUAGCACAUUAUUUAAGGGCCUUCUCUCCAGUAGAGUUUUUGGCAGCCCUUUGCAGUUGGCGGUGACACAAGAUAGUUGUCUCUUUACUGGAGUCCGAAUUGCGUACUAAGACACUCAAAAGAAACCAACUUCAAAUUAAAAAAUCUAUUUAAAUUUGCUUCAUUUUGUUGCGAUACGGCGCAUUUUACCUUCCAGCAAGAUAAAACCAGCCAUUAAUAGGGCGAAUGGAAAAACAAGAAUUCAAAGGAGCCAAUGAUAACUCUGUGUUUACGCACGUGGCCGACCUGAAAUGAGGGUGACCAAACCUGAUUACAUUUAGUCCGGGGACGAUGGGGUUCUCCUUUCAUUAAGCUUUGCGUCUAGUUGGUCGAGCAAGUGGGGCUACUUUCCAAGACAAUUGGAAGCAAUUGCGGAUUAUCUAAUUCAAAAAUCGCAUAAAAACGUUGAGUCUGAAUCAACAGAUCAUUGGCUGUGUAUUAUGCAAAUUUGCUAAUAUUUCAGAAAAAAGCAUUAAAGAUGUUGGAUCCAAAAACAGGCAAUCGCCUACGUUACAAAAUAUGGGAUAACAAGACCCACAAAGAUGUAGGGUAUUACGCGGACUUCUUUUCGAACGCUGAUUACGGUACAACCCACGUGGCUGUUCUGGCCCCAGAUGGAGACGCAGUUUCCGUGACAUCUACUAUCAACAUGAGGUGAGUUUAGAACUAAUCAAUAUUGGACGAGCGGGCCUAAACCUGAGCCGGCUUGGCGGGUAGUUUUUGUGUGCACUUUGAGGCGUUCAGGGUGAAGGAGGCACAGAAACGAGCAGGGAAGCCACAAAGGGCCUAGGAUGAAAAUUAUAAAGGAGUUACUCGAACUUCCGCUGCUCGUUUGCCGCACUUAUUUACAUCGAGUGCCAAAAAAACAUGACAGUUACGAAUGGCAAUGGCAUCUUCUUCUCGAACUGCUCUCGUCGGGAGAAAUCAGACGCGGUUGUAUUUCAAAGCUAGAAGAAAGGCUACAACUGGACUAUCACUUCUCACCUAUUGCAGCCUUGUUGCUUGAGUCGUGCGUUCACCACUGUUUUCGAAAGUGUGCGUGUCCAGCGGGCUCAGAAUCCGGCCUCUUUUGAGGCCGGAUUCUUUUCUUUUGGCUGAAAGCUUAAUUUUUCUCAAAAUUAAGCCUCACGAUGAAAUUGUCGCACAAUUUUAUGGCAGCAAUAAAUUUUGACACAAGAUACUAACUCAUAAAUGUUCAUGAAGUACGGACACAGAAAAAGAAGGGGAACUGACAAACGUUUUACAAGUACAUUGCAUUCUAGAAAGUCCAAUAACCACGAAUUUUUUGUGUGUUUACUAAUAGGUUCGGUGCUAAAUAUCGAUCCACUACCACAGGCAUCAUUUACAACAACGAGAUGGCAGAUUUUGAUAUUCCUGAUGAAGACAAAGUGGAUGGUAUUUCUCUUUCACCAUACAAUUAUCCUGAUUCACACGCGCGUCCUUUGUCCAACAUGUGUCCCACAAUUCUUACUGAUAACAACGGAGUUGUGCAACUUGUAAUCGGUGCUUCUGGCGGGAAAAUGAUACCCACUGCUGUGUCACAGGUACAUCCAAUCGUUUCAUUCUACGUUCCUUGGCUCUAAAAAUAUUAUAUCUCGGCUGAUAAGCAUUCUGUGGGCUGUAUAUUGAACCCUAUCAGGGGACCAACCAGGAUUUUUAAAGGAUGGGGCCGGGGUUCACACUGUGUCAAACAGAGGGUACUCACCAGUUUUCACCACCUAAAUAUUGUAGGUUGUUUGCUUAAAUCAAGGCUUACAAAGGGUAGGGGCGCCAUGGGCACCCCAGGAAAUCCCCCCUCCCCCCCGGCUACGCCCAUGCCUGUGUUCAACUCUUUGCUCAGAGAGCUAACAAAAGUUUAGAAACACACACAGUGGGUCGAAGUCUGCACAAGUCCGUCCCCCUUCUCCAAGGUAGAUUCACACCGCCUCUGUUGUACAUAUUGAUACCAAAGAAGCUUACCACUAUUUUUGCACCUGCAGGUCUUAAUGAACAAACUCUGGUUUGGAGAUGACUUGUCUGAGGCGGUAAACAAACCUCGACUGCACAUACAAAUGGUACCUGAUCAGAGAGUAUUUUAUGAAAAUAAUAAGAAAUAUCGCAUUGACAAGUACGUAAUAGAAGGCUUAACACAACUAGGUCACAACGUCACUGGCAGUGAUUUGUUUGCUGUGGUGCAGGCCAUUUCUAGGGAACCGAAAGGAAUAUACGCCAAGUCUGACCCGAGAAAGUAUGGUGAACCUGCGGGUCAAUAGUAGUGCGGUCUCGAGACACUCGCCCAACCAAAACUCGCUUUUAAACCCUAUCUAGUGUAGCAACACCUUAUUUUCCAUAGAUGAGCAGAAAAAUGCAAUGAGGCUUAGAGCUACUGAAUGAUGGCGCUUCACAAGGAGAGAAAGUAGAUUUUUCUCUUCAUUAUUACAGCAAUUCUUCGGCAUCUUUGGUCAAAAUUAAUGUUUAUUGUUAAGAUUUGAAACGAUUUUACCUUAUGAUCCUUGUUGAUGUUCGAAUAUCGUUUUCCGAUUUGAAGCAUGUUAGAUGAACAGACAGAAGCGUUCAUUAAAAUUCAUUCGUCUUUUUCCGUUGAUUUAGAUUUCUUUGGCUUAUCCGGCAUAUCGGAAAAUGUAAUUUGUGGUAAUCCUAAUUAGCAUAAAUUAAUAUUUUGCCGGCACGUAUCAGAGGACUGGGGGCGAGUGUAAGAUGCGUGGAGAGUUAUGAGAUCGCGGUUUGUAAGUAGAGGUCGUUAAUAGGGCAAGGCAUUCUACGGUCAGCCUUCGCCGUGUUUAGCUGUUCAUUUUCGUUUUCGUUUUUGUAUAAAUUUAGAGCUGUACUUGCAUACUACCUUAAGUAACUGUGUAUAACAUGUCAUUCAUAGGAUACCCUAAAACCUCAAGGAUGGCACCGCUGCCUUGGUUGGGGGUUCACGUUCCCCGUUUUUUCUAACUGCUGGUUGUUAGGGGUUUUCGUGUCCGGCUUUGGUGCAUUUAUUUUACUUCAAUCGUAAAAGACUUUUGUGAACAUAUCGAUUUUGAGUUAAAUAAACGGUGGCUUGGCUGGCCAACGCGCCCAGAUACCUACUCUUUGUGUGCCCGGUUGAGUAGUGGAGGCACAAUAGCACGGGUGAUUUACCAUUUAAUUUUCUGUUUACAGCAAGUGUCUCGGCCAGCAGCUGCAUCAGGCAGAAUGCGUGGACAUCAUUAAUUAUUCGUAACCGAUAAAGCGGUAAAUUUGAACGCUAUCCCGCUUUAAAGAGCCCUAAAUCAGAAAAGAAUGAACCACAAUUGGCCCACUAGGCUUCGCAAUACUCACUUUUUGGAGUUUUAGAAGUGCGUGCUUCUAAAUCAAUGCACGGC